AUGGAGGCAUAUUGGUAUGGUGCAUAUCGAGACAUAUUGGUCUGUCUCUCACCGAAAAGACAGCAACAACAACAACAACAACAACAACAAUAUGUGAGCGCUCUCUCUCUCUCACGGGCGGGACCUGGCCAAAGCAGAAGUAUGUGAGCACAGCCAACCUCUGCUUCCCAUCAUUCCCAUCCGUCCUUUUGGUUGUCUGAGGGGUUGUCUGAGAGGGGAGAGAUCAAAGCUGAGAAAUGCCCAUUGAGCUUAAUUAAUAGGUUGGGUUGGGGAUAUCUUUAAUCAUGAGACAACUAGGAUGCUUGUUCAUUUGUUUUAUUUAGUUUUCUUCUUUUUCUUUCUUUUAGGAUUCUUCUGCCCUUCAGUCUGAAGAGUGUCCUAGUAGAAGACCCUUACCCUUAUUUCCUAAUUACCUCCAAACUAGGCCUGACUCUCAAGUGGAAUUGGGGUGACACUCUCCUAGUAUGAAGCUCCAGUUAGUUGGAUUUGUUUUAGUGAAUUUUAAUACAUGUAAAAUGUGUUGAGUAGCCACAGUCUUCACACACUGCCAUCUUCUAGUGAAAUUAUGAACAAAGGGGAUACACAUAAAGCUAAUUUAUUUAUAUAAAUAAUCAUUUUGUGAGCCCUGGAAUUACGUUUGGAGUGAGACAAUCACACAACUCCUUUCUGGUUCUACUGUUGAGAAUGUCAGGAAGAUGGCAAAGUUUUACUUAGUAUCUCUGACUUUAUCACUAGAAUAGGAAGCCACACAACCCAACACCAGCUUGUGUGCUUAAAAAUUGACUAAUUACGGCCUAAUUGUGGCACAGUCAUUUCUUUCCCCCUUGCUAUAUAUAUAUACAUACACAUUGUUUAAAAAUAAAUAAGAGGAGUAUUUAAUUCCAUGUUCAGAAAGAGAAUUCAAUGGAGUAAAUACUAUCCUCUGUGUGGUAAUACCACUGCAGCAAUUGUGCUCAGUUUCCAACGGGGAAGCCAUCAUGGUGUCCUCUAGAUGUUGUAGACUACAUUUGCCUUCACCCCUGACCAUUGUCCAUGCUGGCUGGGGUUGAUGGGAGAUAUAGUUCUAUCUGGAGGGCAGCUCAAGCUGAGACCGUACUAUGCAUUAUAGUUAUGAAGGUGUCUGUAUAUAUGUGUGUUUAAAAUGUUUGUCUUUUUGCCUAUUUUUUCUUAGCUGGAUUUAGAAGAUACUUACAAAGGGAAAACAUGUGGUUUGUGUGGAAACUAUGACGGCAAUGAUAAAAAUGAUUUAUUCCUGCAGGGUAGGAUUUUUUAAAUUGGCUAUUAUUAUUAUUAUUAUUAUUAUUAUUAUUAUAAGAAACCAUCACAUUUGUAUCCUAACCAUUUUCAAAAGAUCUCAGGAAUUGUGGAUGGAUUUGUGGAAAUAUUUCCCCAUUUUACCCUCAAGACAACAGAGAUCAUGACUGGCCUCAGCAGUGAGAUAUAUAGCUGAGAUACAUACAUACAUUUGGGGUAAAAUCUAAUCACUGUCCUUGGUAAGGUAGCCUAGGGUGAAAUAUUGAGUGAAUCUGGGCUGAUAUCUGAACUAAACAAAGGAGGAUGUGAAUUUGUCACUCAGAACUCUUAUUUCACAUGUAAUAAGGUAUUCCUCUUGGCAUUCUAAGCAAUACCAUCUAUGUACAGGCUGACUGGAAGAUAUAUGCCUGCUUCCUUUUUUCUCUUUAUGCAGAGCAAUUGUACACACUGUGAGUACAGAUGCAACUAUUUGCUUAUUUAUUCAUUUGUAAAAUAAAUUAAACUAUAACGGUACAAACUAUAUGCUUUAAAUCAUGGAUGGGUGAUUGCUGGGUUCAAAACUGAGAGUAAGGCUGUAAUCCUAAACCCGCACAUUGACCCUGCACAGUAAAGUCCUAUUACUGGUGGGAUUUUACAGGCUAUCCACUAUUCCCAUGGCAGUUUGGAAACCUUCAGAAAGUAGAUGAUCCAACAGAGAAGUGUUCCGAUGUAAUGGGAGACAAAAGAAAGCAGCAAGACAACUCUCAACAGCAAGAUAAAUGCAAAAAUAGAUACGUAAGUUGCACUGUUCAUGGUAUGUGAACCCUGCCUUGCUUUCCAUUUGAUCCCUCUAAGGGCAGCAGCUCCUCACUGCAAAUGUUUCCCUAUUCACUUUAGUGGAUGUAAUUGCUCCACACAUGCAUAAAGCUAUAUACAUGGAACUUCCCCCUUCAAUGAAGUUAGCAGAGGUGAUAGUGUUCUCAGCAGCAGAUAGACAUACUUUGACCAGGGAGCCAGAACCUCACAUGUUAAGUAUCAAAGCAGCGCCACAGAAGUCAGUAAAUUUAUGGUACUGAUGCUAUACAUGUAAGAUCUCCAAUCUCCCCCUCUCUCCCCACUACUUUCUCUCUUUGACAGAAAUCUAAGUGCAAGGAAGCCCUAUCCCACUUUGGGAAUUGUAAGAGGGUGGUUGCUAUCGAUGAUUAUAUAGCCAUCUGUAUUCAAGAUAUGUGCAGCUGUUCUGAGAAAUCUUCUCCUUCUGACCUGGUUGCCAGCUGUGUAUGCAGCACUCUCAGUCAGUACUCCCGGGACUGUGUCCGCAAAGGUGGAGACCCUGGAAAAUGGCGAUCCAAGGAACUCUGUUGUAAGUAAAGAAAGAUUGACCUUUAAUUUAUUUAACAGCGUGCACACACGCACACACGCGCACUGAAACAACAUGUUAAAAUUGCAUGUCUGAGUAGACUUGCCUAAACAGAAAAAAGAUUUAUCAGGUGCUGAAAACAAUGCAGCAAAUGUGGCAGUCUAAUAUCAACGGGCAGGGAGUUCCAGAGUAUAGCUGCUGCCACACUGAAAGAUGGAUUCGUGUAGAACGAAGAUUAUGUGGCAUUUGUAAAAGUGCAAGUUUCACAAUCAAAGUGGUAAGGUGGAUGAAUAUUAUGCAAUGUGAUUCUUUACAUAGACUUGUCCCAAGCAGAUAUGGGUUUAUUAUACUAAUAGGAACAGCUUAAAUUCAAUAAUGUCCAAACUCUGCCAGCUUAACAACAAAUAGGUUAUCAGAAGGAGUUCCUAAUAACUGGUCUCUCUUUCCCAAGCAGGCAGCAGCAGUAUGAAGUCACAAUGGUUAGUCUUUCUUCAUGAAGUAGGCAACACCAGCAUGAGGUCACAAUGGCCCCUUUCUCCUCUUCAGGCAUUUUUCAUUAUCACAGGAACUAAAGUGCAGGACUAGCAUAUUCAGGGUGAGCCUAUGAUAUUCUGCUAGCUGAGGCUAAGGACCAGAUUCUGUUGCACCCCACAUGCCAUGUACAGAAGUGGACUGGACUAGGAGCUGAGUCUAACUUCAGCGUAGGCAACAGGAUAGUAUCCUCUAGUGCAUCUGAUGGCAGUAGGCUAGUUGAAGGGGUGUAAAAGACCUGUGGCAUACACAGCGCAACUGGUCAACAGAGAGGACUGGCCAGGGGGCUCAGGGAGCGUGACACUGCUGCUGCCUGAGGAGAUUGGUAGGGGUGUCCCUGGGCAUAAUAUUCGAGAAUGGCAACCUAGAUAUUUAGUGCACUCAGAAGUAAGUCCUACUUUACUCAGUGGCGCUUUGGUGGAUAGGUUUUCAGCUUUAUACAGCCAUCCUUUUAAUGCAACAUUAACUUCAACCCCCACCCUGAAAUGGCAGCCAUCUGGUGUUGCUGUCCAAAAACGUGACUAAUUCAUAGGCUCUCAUGCAGAUAAUACCCAUCUGAAGAUAGGGAUGGAAGGUUUUGUUGAUUUUUGUUCUCUUGGUUUUUCAUUUUUCCAGUCUUAAAUUCAGUUCUCUGCUUUUCUGAAACAUUUUUCAUGUUUUCCUUUAAAAAAACAAUUCUCAUGAAAAUUCAACAGCAUUCGGGUACGGAUUUCACAUUUUUGCAUGCAGUUUUGACUACUGUUCACAUUUUUGCUGGCAUUUUUUUCAUGAUCUGCAUUUAAUGUUAUCUUUCACUAAUUUAUUCAUUCUUAUCCAUGCUUUCCCCUAAUUCAGGAGUUUUUGCUUGGUUAGAGAGCUGCAUUGCAAAACUGGACAACUGCGAAUUUCAAAGAAUGGCUGUGUUUUGGUUUUGGAAAGUGCAAAUUUGCUAAAUUCAGCUUUUAAUGCAAACUGAAUUCAGUUUCUCCCUACACCACAUACAUUGAUCCUCCCCAACAUUUGGAGCAGAAAGGAACACGUACUCCCCAAGUUCCUCUUCUGCCAGUAUCCUGCCCUAGUUCUUUCCCCAAUUGUUAUCUACUUUGGAACCAGAGUUUCUUCACUUUAUAUCAGAACCUCUAAUUAACUAUUCUUACUAAAGUGAAUGGGGUCUGCUUAUUACAAAUCGGCUGUGGUUUGUGCCUGUUGAUUCAAGGCUCAGGGAAAGACUUUGGUAUGCUUUGGAAUCUUGUAAAAAUGGUACAACCGCAAAACAUUUUCAAUAAAUGACAUCUAACCUAAGUUCGUCAUAAGAAUGGAAAGAAUGACUGGAACUGGAAGUAUGCUAUUUAUUUUAAAAAUCAUAUUAUUAAUUUGAAAACUAUCAAUAACAUUUUUACUUUGCUUGGGUUUGUAGUCCUGAAAUGUCCAAACAACCUGGAAUAUGCAGAAUGUGGAAGCCCCUGUACUGACACCUGCUUCAACCCAGAAAGGAGCAAAAUAUGUAAAGCCCCAUGUACGGAUGGAUGCUUUUGUCCUAAAGGUAGAAAAUUGACCUGAUCUAUUAUCCAUAAUUUGCACGGCAUUUUAACUGAGCAAAGUAGUAUUCCAAACUUUCCUUGUGCAUCCUGUCAACACUCCUAUGAAACAGGUCACUGAAUAUGCCCAUUUUACAGAGUGUGGACCAAUACCAUUGCUUGUUUUGUUUUUCAUCAUAUUAUUAAGUGAUGUCUGCUAACAAGUGCAAUAACUUUCACAUAUUUCCUACCAAUAAUAAAAUUAUGUGUAGCAUUUAUUUUUCCCCUUCUAAGCAUAACUAAGCACUGUGUUUGAACAGGAAGCAUUCUCGAUGACAUCAAGGGCAAAAAAUGCAUCCCAAUUGGCAGCUGUCCCUGUACCUUUCAAGGCAAAGUCUAUGCAGCUGGAGACACCUACGCCACCCCCUGCCAAAACUGGUACUGUUAAAAGCUUGCUAAUAAUGAUGUAUCAGCUUGAGGGAGAACUGAGAGAACUGGUUAUUUUAUGCUAAAAUCAAAGUAUGGAGGAGAUUCUCUUUCGGAAGUUCAGAACCAAAACUUUGAAAUGCAACAAAUCCAAGCCCAUUGCAUCUAAAAUGCCCCCCCUGCAUUUACUGGGGUGCAAAACUGAAAAUCCCCAGAAAUGUUCUCAGUAAAAAAGUCAUCUUAGAAAGUUCAGCUCAACUCCAGCUGAUUGUGGAGAGAACAGAAAGAAUUACAUGGCAGCAAAGCAUCUUCUUGACCAAAGUCUGUUUUGGGGGCCUAAUCCAGCCCCUGUGGCCGUUUAUUUCCUGGGGUAAAAUCCUAAAAAAACCUCAACAACUUCAACCCUAAAAAAAGGUUAACAACCGUGGUCGGCCCUUUGGUCAGCCCUCACGGCCCUUCACUUCAUCAAAUCUGGCCCUCUUUGAAAAAAGUUUGGACACCGCUGGUUGACCAAACAGCAAUCCCUGCUUUCCACUCCUGGCCCAUAUUCCAUGCUGUUUCAGUCAGCAUUGGAGAGGAAAAGAGCUGCUGUGCUUUAAAGUGCAUUGAGCUGAGAAGCUGACUACAUAAUUUAUACCCUGCUUCAACUUCUUGAUUCUGGAAAAUGUUCAGGGCUGGUCACAUGUGUUUUCUGUACUAUUGUUAUUGAGGAUUAAGCUACUCUUUCGGUCUUGUAGUACUUGCAUGAGUGGAAAAUGGUCCUGCAUAUCACUGCCUUGUUCUGGAAACUGUAAAAUAGAAGGUGGAUUCCACAUAACAACAUUUGAUAAGAAGCAAUUCGUUUUCCAUGGCAACUGCAACUAUGUCUUAGCUAAGGUAGGGGUUUAUUUAAAAUUGUUUGAGACCUUCUAGGAGCAGCAAAUAGACACCAACAGUAGUGCACUGAGGUUGCAUAACAUACCUCAAAUUAAGUGUCUCAUUAAAUGCUUUGUUCCAUGAGACUGAUAAACUGUAUUGUAAAUGUAGCCCUUUGCAAUUGUAAAUGAGCACUAACCAAUUGGGGCCUUUCACGUUCAUACAGCCAUAUUCUGCAUUGUAUUUGCUGUUGCAACUGACUCAUUUCUUCCCCUUUGAGUAUGAGGAAAAUGUGAUUUCUCCGCACCUGAAUCACAAACUUGAGAAAAAUACACAGAUUGUGCAUAACUCCUGAGUGACAAGGACACAUUUCUUUUGCGGGGGAAAGGGCUUAAGUGCAGCUCUGUACAUUACAUGACAAACAUGCCAUGUACCGGUUUAGGUUCAAUGAAAUUACACUAUGUUUUUCCUGCAGCAAAAAAAAAUUAAAAAAAAUGUGUUGAUGUCGUGUGUGUCACAUGUGGAUUUAAUGACCAUGUGUCUGUGGAUCAUGGUUAAACAAACAAACCAGAUGUGUUCACAGCAUGCACUAUGCAAUGUAUAUGCCAUCCAGCUUUGCUACUGAUGAUGGAAACAGCAAGCACACAUGCCACAUGAAAUAUGGAUUUGCAGCAAGUCUGGAACUAGGGUGGGGGGAAUCUUGUCUAAACCAUUUUGAGAAAUAAGGUUUAAGUGUUUUCACCAUCUGCAGAAUAAGGCCCACUAAAUUCAUCAGGACUUAGGCAGUACUCAAUAUUAUGUCAUACAUAUAUGCUGAAAGUUACACCUGUGUCUAAUCUGUCUGAAUUGAGAGCAUUGGAAGGUUCUACAUCUGUGAAAAUAUGCAGAAAAAAUGUUAGCUUUUCCCAGUUUGUCUGUCUUGCAAGUAGGUGUGUGCAAAACUUCCCCUUGUUAUUAUAACAGCACUGACUCCAUGUUAGGCAGGGGGGAAAGAGGCCAUAUAGACAGUGUUCAGCAUCCACUGCCCAUCUCCUCUACAAGAGAUUUGCAAUGUGUCAGAUGAACAUACACCCUGGUUGCUGGCCACAUCAGCUGCAUUAAUGGUGUAUUUCCCUCUUCAUUUUCAGGACACAGAUGGUUCCUUUGUGGUCAUUGGAGAGAUUGUUCAAUGUGGUGUUUCCAAGACUAUGACUUGUCUGAAGAAUGUUUUAAUCACUUUAGGAGCCCUUGUAAGUUGUUGUAGUUAUGUCUAGAAGUGCUGCCACCACCUGUCAGAAAUGCAGAACAAUCUGAACUCAAGUAAGACACUGGAGUAAAUUAUACUCGGAUAAUUACCCUAUUCUACACUCUGUUCAGGAGUGGGGCUACUGCUGGUUGAGUUGGUCUGAGCCCAGAAGAAGGAAAAUGAGCCUUUAAAACAAAGUUUGAUGUAUGCCACCCUUUCUGCAGGAGUAACUUCCACUGGAUUUAUCGGUCAUAUCACCAAGCUGAAUAGAGUUUGGAAUAGGGCUAAGUCUCCCCUUGUGCCAUCCUGCCCCUGCCACUUUCCUGGAAUGCCCCUUUUUGGGAACUUAUCCUGGCCUCGACUCAGCACCAGAUGAGCUGGGGUGGAGACUUAAACCAACAUAUCUUUGACUGAAUCAGUUUAGCCAAAGACUCGCCUGUUUCAAACUCCACCUCUGACAGAUAUUGGAUUUGGAUUGCUCCCUAAGUGCUUUGUCAGUGUCCAUGCAUUUCUUUAUUUUUCCUUUCUUUGCAGAGUAUAAGAGUCUGUUCCACUGGAGAUGUCUAUGUCAAUAAUGCCAUUGCGGUAUUGCCUGUAACUAAAGGUCAGCAUUCAGUUUCACUCCAAAUUUCCAAUGAAAGCUAUGUACCUGCAAGGUGGUUGCUCCUACUCGGAUAUAGUUUUUAGCUGAAGGCAAGUUCUGUUUUUUUUUAUUAGAUGGCGUCACACUCUUCAGACCAUCUACAUUCUAUGUCAACAUCCUGACUUCUUCAAGGGUACAAAUUCAAGUACAACUGAAACCCAUUAUGCAGAUCUUCAUAACAGUAGACGAAACUUAUCAAAACCAUACUUCUGGUAUAGUAUUUCCCCAUGCAUGAACUCCUACUGUCUUUUAGUAGAUUGUAAAAAGUACCUUGAGAUGCUUUGAUUUCAUGAAAUAUUCGCAAACUUUCUCAAGGAUAAACUGACAUCACAAAUGUCUAGAGCAGGGAUGGGGAACCUGGAGUUUUUCCCAACUCUCAUCAGCCCUGACCUUUGCUCUGGCUGACUAGGGAUGAUGAGAGCUGGAGUUCAACAACAUCUGGAAGCCAAGCAGGUCACCCACCUCUGGAUAAAGCUACUUAAAGUGAUCUUUUAUUCAAAAGAAAUUUAGUUCUAUCUUGAUAUGUUUGUCUCAUAUUGAAAUGUUUGGAAUAAUUGAUAUCAAGAAUCUAUAUCUUGCCAAUGAUAUUUUCCUUAGUUUCCAUGCUUUUGUCUGACAUGUCCUUUUCUCCUGUUCUCUGGAGAGCAUAUGAAGCCUGGAAAGCCAAGUGUUAUCAAGGAACUGGGGAGACAAAGUUAUUGGGAAUCCCAUUCCACCCUUUGCUGCAGAUAUGUGGAUUGUUACAUGUCCCAUGUCUGCUUACAUUCCAACACAGAUUGCUGGCGUGAGCAGAACCUCCGCUCUGUUUUUAGUCUCUCUGAGAAGACGGCAAGGAGAGAAGCCAUGUUUUCUUUGUCUUGAUUUAUGUAGAAUAAAUGCGUAGUUUAGUAUUGUGUCCACGCCUCAAACCUCAUCUGUUGUGCAGUUUACACUGCUGAGUAAUGUGUGCUCAAGCCUGCUCUGCAGCUUGAGUCAGACGCACAUCGGGGAGGAUAGUCGAUGGAUCUCUGCAGCGGCAAGGCUGAGAAAGGAGGCGCUCCAGCUGGGGCCGAGCCAGCUGGCUUUUCAUCCCCCGAUCCCAACAAAAGUGUAUUUGGGGAUAAAACAUCCCAAGCACAUUGCUUCUGUUGGACUCUGUCAGGUGUGAUGCUGCUGAAAUGAGUUAAGUAGGUCAAUGCCCCCCUCUCCUUGUUUGCCCAUGUAUCUGAAUCGUCAUUGAUGAGACUAUGGAGGAAAGGGAUGCAGUUGCCAUCUCCAGCAUUGCUACUACCACCCUCAAGUGAUAGGUAUAUGCAGGAUUGGGGCAACAGGCUCUCUGAAACAAGAGAGAGAGAGAGAGAGAGAGAGAGAGAGAGAGAGAGCCAAUGAACACAUGUGUGUGCUGUGUUUAGUUUGCUAUUGUGUUCCUACUGUUGCAUUGUAAAAUGCAGUCUUACAAUGAUUGAUUAAGUGCACUCAGUUAGGAUUACUUUAUUCUGGGAUUGACUCAUCAUGCCACCAACAUCAGUUCUAGUAUAGUCUAGUACAGUAUGAGGCCUGCUUCUAACUAUAGUUAAAAUAAUGGGAACCUUGCUUUCAUAAAGAUCCUUACAUAUUGUUACAUUUAUGCUUUUGAUCUACAUCCCAUUCAUGAAUAGGUAUCAUUAGACUUUCAGAGCCUAAAUCUAGUUUUCACCCAUUUGUCUGUCCUUUCUUUACCCACAAACAAGGCUCUCUUUCUGCUCUGUAACAGGGUCCUGAAUUUGUUUUGUUAGAUAGGCUGUUUCAAAGACUUUGUCUGUCUGAAUUUUUGUCUUGUACCUUCCCAUACCUACCUAGGCCUUUGUGGAAAUUUCAACAAUGAUCAGGCUGAUGAUUUUCAAACCAUCAGUGGGAUUGUAGAAGACUCUGCUUCAGUGUUUGGAAACUCAUGGAAAACUAUGGCCAGCUGUGCUGAUGUUCAAGACAGCUUUGAAGAUCCCUGUCAGAAAAGUGUUGAUAAAGGUAUUAUAUUUUCUCUUCAUUUCAUGCUUUCCCUAAAUGCAACACUUUGUUUUCCACCAUGAGAGGAAUGACAGCCAUUCUUCUAUUUUUAUUAACUUUUCUAUUUGUCAGACCUAUGUACCAGCAGUGUUUCUAUGAUGGUUUACAAAGCCCCAAUAACAACCCUUAUAUAUGAAAAUAUACUACAACCAGAAAACGUUGAUUAAAAUAGAAGGUAAAAUUGACAAGUUAAACUGGUAUAUAAGCAAAAGCUUACACAAUUCAUUCUACGGGACCGCCUCUCCCGGUAUGCCCCACGGAGAGCCUCAAGGUCCAUAAAUAACAACACCCUAGUGGUCCCAGGCCCUAAGGAAGUUAGAUUGGCUUCAACCAGAGCCAGGGCCUUUUCAACUCUGGCUCCGGCCUGGUGGAACGCUCUGCCUCAUGAGACCAGGGCCCGGCAGGAUCUGACUUCUUUCCGCAGGGCCUGUAAGACAGAGUUGUUCCGCCUGGCCUUUGGCUUGGAGCCAAUUUGAUUCCCUCCCUCCCUCUCUUUCUUUUUUCUUUUCCUUCUCCUCCUGCAAUGAGGCUACAUUUUAAUAUUUUAAUGUUCCAUUAUUUUAAUGUUGUAUUUUAUUUUUGUUUUUAAGUUGUAAUCAUUCUUCUUGUUUUUAUUAUUGCUUGUAAGCCGCUCUGAGCCCGGCCUUGGCUGGGGAGGGCGGGGUAUAAAUAAAAAAAUAUUAUUAUAUUAUUAUUAUUAUUAUUAUUAUUACAACCAGAAUGGAAUUUUAUAUGCCCCUUGCUGUGGCUAACUCUACUCAUGUUUACUUAGAUUUAAGUCCUAGUUAGUUCAUUGCCCUACACCCAAGUAAAAGUGUAUGCCUAGGAGUUUUAGCCUGAGUAAAUGGGAUAGUUCCCACAUUUUCCAAAUGAAUGAUCAAAAUUAGAAUGUGUUUUCAAAAACACUUAUGUGAUAAGCUAAUACAAAUUGCUGUUGGGCCGCAGACUCAGCCUGAACAACCAAAAGAGGCUCCUGGGAAGCCAGAGGGACAUUGCUGGCUAAAAUGUUUUAAAAUGUUUAAAAUGGUUUUAAUUUUGGUUCCUCUGUUUUGUUUUUGUUAUGUUGGGGUUGGUUAAGUGUAGUUGGGGUUGGCAGCUCUUUUAAUUUGGGUAUAACUGUAAAUUAUUAUUAUUAUUAUUAUUAUUAUUAUUAUUAUUAUUAUUAUUAUUAUAUAAUAAUAUAAUUAUAUAUUAUUAUUAUAUUAUAUAACAAAUAUAUUAUUAUAUAUUUCUAUUGACUUAUUGGUUUAUUUAUAGUCUGUAUAAGGUAUUCUGUUUCUUAAUGUUUGAUAUGUUUUUAUAUAAACUGUAAGCAGCCCAGAUGAUGAUGAUGAUGAUGAUGAUGAUGAUAAUAAUAAUAAUAAUAAUAAUAAUAAUAGCAAGCUCCUUGUAAAAUGCAGGUGAUAUUUUCACUCAUUGGUGUGGCAUUUGAAUGACUCCCAUUUUGUAAAUAAUCUUUGGGAAUCCUCAUUUUCUCUGAUAGAAAAAUUUGGGCAGCGUUGGUGUGCUCUUCUGCUGGAUGCAAAGGGGUUUUUUGCUGAGUGCCAUUCUGUUAAUGACCCAGCUCCUUAUAUCAAGGUAAGGCAUGGAUUCAUUCCUAUUUUAAAACAUCUCCUCUCAUAUCUGGCACAAUGUCAGGUGCAUUCUGAUCAGAUAGGCAACAAUCUAAGUAGUUGCUAUGUUUCAGCUUGCCCAUAUCUGCUUCCCAUAAAGUUGAAUAGAUUAUGGAAGCUCUGUAAGCUAUUUUGCCACAGGGGUGUUCUACCUUUUGUGAGUAAGAAGAAAUAAGCCAGCGGAGCCAUCAUCAUGUCUUCUGACAGUAUGAAAGAGCAGCUCUUUAGAGCUUAUGUAGCUGGUAGAUAAGCUGUACAGGUAGGUAUAGUGACCAGUUGCCCUCUGGUGGCCUGUCUGGAAACAGUGAACUGCUUUCCCUAUAUCUCAAGAAAUGUAACAUGAAUUUCUUGGAAAUGAGGCCUGAGCCAAAGAAAUAAGACUGAAUCUCCUCCUUUUUCUUUCUUCAUUUUUUGGGGGUAUUUUUUGUAUCAUUUUCUUAUAGCAAUAAAAAGGUGAAAAGAAAUAAAGCAAGAGAAAGAAAGAAAAAGGAUUUGAUAAGUGAAUUCUGGAAUAUGAUUUCAACCUUGCAGGAUCAAAUAUCCUGAUUAUUUAUUUGAGGAAAAAGAGGAUGUUCUAGUCACAGAGGUGCAUUAAUUCCCCUUUGCAAUGACAUAUAUAUGUGUCAUAAAUGGACAUUCUUUGACAGAGAGUUUCCCCUGAAAUUAGAACUUGUUUAUACAUGCAAAGAAGCGGUCAAGGCAGAAACACAAGCAAUCCAUGCUACUUCUUUGAAAAGAGGAGUCCGCUCUCACUCUGUCUUUUAUCUGUUGGUGAAUGUGACGCUUCUUUUGAGCACUGAUUCUUGUAUCUGCUUCUGCGUUUAUUACUUAGAACUGCGUUUACGACAUUUGCAAUGCUGAGAUGAGCAAAGAGGCUCUGUGCAGCGUUUUCUCUGGCUAUGCCAGAGAUUGUGCCGCAAGAGGCAUCCACUUGAAAGAAUGGAGAGGCAUCGUCUGUGGUAGGUGUAGUGUGUUAUUCUCUCCUACUCCUAAGCCAUUUUUAAUGAUUCAAAGAAGCAUACACUUAAAGUAAUACUGAACACAUUUGGUGAGCUCUUUCCCAUGUACAUAGUACUUUCAGGACUGAUCUUUUUUUAAAAAAAUAAUCAAAUGGCAUCCACACCCAGAAUGGUUGUGUAUUGAUGGUAGGAGGGCAGCUUCACAAAUUAAUUUUUUUCUCCCGUCCCAAUGAUGGGUGUGCAGGGGCAGAACCAAUGUUUGUCCAAUAGUGAUUGGGGGCGGGGCGGAAUCUGAUUCAGUUUGCAUUUAAAACUGAAUCCAUCAAAUUUACACUUUCUAAAACAAUAUGCUAACCAAAACAUAGCCAUUCUUUGAAAUUUGCAUUUAUAUUAUCUGAACGUUGCGAUGCAAUUCUCCAAACAGAACUGCAUAUAUUAGGGGAAAACAUGCAUAAAUGAAUAUAUUUGUAGAAACAACAUACUGACAUGUGUUAUGUGCAAAAAUUGCACAGUCAAAAUUGCAUAUAAAAAUGUGUUCAUUAACAUAAAUUCACAGGAAAAGGCUGAUGAAAUUUCAUGAUUAUUAUUUUUUUCAAUUGCAAAUUCCUGCAAAAUGUGGAAAACAAACUAAUAAUUUAGGUGCAUCACAUUGACUUCACCAACCAACCUACUUCAUUAAAAUCAAGGGAAAUUAUUUCCAUUAUGUUUGGGAUUGCAUCUUGUCUCAUUUGCUUUGAAGGGCCUCCUGCAAGGAUACUCGCUGCUUCCCUUGUGAUAUAAACUAUUGUUCUUUGGAGUCAAAGAUAAGCAUACUCACUUUGCUCAUUCCAUCCCUUGUUUUGCUUCUUUUGCAAAGAUGCCUCAGCAGAGUGCCCUAGGAAUAUGGUAUACAACUAUGAAGUGAAGUUCUGCAACAACUCUUGCCGGUCCCUGAGGGAGCCUGAUGUGCUAUGCAGUGUUCAGACCAUCCCUGUGGAUGGCUGCAGCUGCCCUGAGGGAACUUACCUAAUGAAUGAGGAAGAAUGUGUCUUUCCAGAGGACUGUCCAUGUUACCACAAGGGCCUGCUGAUACAACCCAGAAGUUCAUUUCAAAAGGAUGAGCUCGUGUGGUAAAGUUAUUUAGUUAAUAGUCAAAACACGUUUGUAAAAGGUUGUUGCAAAUCCUCAAAAGAACCAGCCUGUUAAUUAAAGGUACCUUGAUUUUAAAAGGCAUUUGUUUCCAAGGGGCAAGAUAUAGAUUACAGAUAUGGCUUAUCUUGGGGAUGGGUGUAUUUGCAUGACUGGAACUUGGGUAGUUUUCCACACCCCCUCUUUAUGCAUUUGUGAGAGACUUCCCUUUUGUGUUUUAAUAUCUCUAGCAAGUGCAUUCGAGGACAAUUAGAUUGCAUUGAAAACACAGAAACAAAGAAAGGUAAGACCUCUUUUUUACUUACUAUGCAACUUUAAACCAAUAUGUUGGAAUUUGACAUUUGUUUUGAACUACUGUCGCAUUCCACAUGCACAAGUUAGGAUUUGAUCCUCCUUGAUCCUCUGGAGAAUCCUAGAUUUAGAGAUCAAAUCCAACCCCGUCCCCUCUGCAUUUGCUUUUGUGUGUUCAGACCCAGAAACCUCCUCCCUGAAUAAAUUCACACUUGACUCAAAUUUUAGUUUGGUUUUUGGCAGAAUUUAGGCCACAACUUUAUUGAUUACAGAAAGUGAGUAGUUGCAUAGGCUCUGGUUCAACUAGCUCCCUGCCAUGCAGGUAGCGCUGACCCAGCGUUCCAGCAUAGGUCAGUCAAGGGUGAACACCUGGAUAGGCGAAAAGUCAGGAACAGACUAUGUCCACCACCCAGAUGUCCCCCUGGACUCAGGCACAGGCACAACCCCCUCUCAGGGGUUGUCCAAACCAUUUGAGUCCCUGGAUUCCUUUAAUGGAAUACCCUUCACAUAGGGGUGGCGAGAGUAUUCCCCCAUCCCUAUCACCUGAACCAGAGCCUAUCCGCAACCUUACAAGUUGUGACGAUUUGCUAUGCGGCAGGUGAAACCCAAAUGGCAACAGCCAAUCAGCCAAGUGAGGAAAAUUCCUGCCGUGCCCCUGUCCCAACGACAGACGACACACAAUGGCAUAGCAAGGUCAAGCACACAAGCUGUAGUAAUGUCAGGGGAGUUUUAAUCCCACACGCUGACACCAUGUAGUAAUGCUCCGGCCACUCGCCCCUCCCUCACCUGUCCUUACCAUCCAGCUGGAUCAGGUUUCUAGGAUCGGCAGCCGACAGCACUUACUUUUUUACAGAACAAAAAGCAUCAAAAAUGGUAAUGCUGCCACCACUCCCCUGUAUCAGGGCACCAGGAGACACAGCCCAAGGGAGAAGGCUAUGCUCCCUAGUUACCGGCUGCCCCACCCUGCAAGUUGUUUCCACAAAAUUGCAGGCAGAAAUUCAACAGGUAGUGCAUAACCAAUUGGUCAGAGUUCUGGGGGGGAGGGGGAGGGAGGAAAAAUGAGGGGGGGGGAAUAAGGAUAUGUUUUUGAAUAAUAUGUCUUGUUAUAACUUUGAAUAAAAAAUAAAUAAAAAAAGAGAAGGAAAACUAUGAACAUAGAUCUAUGCCCUUGAUGGUUGGAAUGGUUUUAUGUUUUAGACAUCUGGGGUUCUGGAAUCUGCUGAGUGCUAUGCAUAGUUUUACACUGUCUUGCUUUCUUGUCUUGGUAAUUGUGUCCUUAUUCCAGAUUGCCCUUAUCCAAUGUCCUACUUUGACUGCAGCUCUGCUGGCCCAAGUGCGACUGGAUCAGAAUGCCAGAAAAGUUGUGAAAUGCAAGACAUGCAAUGUGUAAGGGUUUAAGCUCGUGACAGUGAUGUAUGUACCCUAACCACUCCAUGCGCUCAAGUGAGCUUCAUGAGUGCUAAUGGCAGGUGUAUUUGCCCUAGCCACACAAGCCUCCUGGGCUGGCAUCCAUGAGAGCAAAGCUGGUUAUUUUUCAAGGGGAUUUCUAGAUAGUGUGAUAUUUCUUUUGCCUGUCUGAUGUAAAAGAAAUUAACAUGAAGUGGCCUCUAAAAGUAUUUCAGUUAUUAACUAGUUAUAAGGGCAAACAAAUAUUUUGGGAGACCCAAACAUGGUGCCUGAACACAUAUGAACAACAUAAUGCCUUAUUCAUUUGAUUGCCUUCUUCUUGAUCAGACAUAAUUCCAAGAGAAGCAGCAGGCCAUGCAUGUCUCCUAUAAGGUACUGCUACUCUCUUGUGUUAAAAUCUCACCCAUGGACAUUGGCCUUCUAUAUGCAGGAUAUUAUUUGCCAGGCAGAUGAGCACCUCCUCAUGUUAGAACAGGAUGGCUUUCACUUUUCAGUGACUCAGCCUUAUUUACUGUGGAUAAGCACAAGCCAGAGAGGAUCCAUCUCAUCUGUGAUAGAGGUGUUACCAUUAAAUAUACAGAUGAAAGGGGAGAAAGAGCAAUUGUAGCUUUUCCCAUUCUUUCACUGAUCCUCCACCUGUGGUGGUGGCAGCACUCCAGGGGUGUCACAAAGUUUACAAAGUGACCAGGGAAGGAGUGGGCAGAGGAAGCCAUGGCUGUUCCAUCUCCUGCUUCAUCAGAUUUAACGGUAAAGCCUAAACUUCUGGCUUGCAACCUGUCGACUCUGCUUUGUAAAUACACCACCACCUUUCCAUCCAGAUAAUUUCACUGAUUUGCUGUAUUACCGUUCUCUGAACAUAGUCUUCACAGUCCCUGCAUCCCUGUGAACUGAACCAUCUAACGUUUUACGGUGUUGGUGAAUAUCUAACAGUAUCAUGACAACAGCAUUUUAUGAAGGGCUGCCUUUAUUUUCUCCCCCAAUAUUUGUUCCCUUCUGUAUCGAUUUCCAUUUUGUUUCCAUGCACUCAACCAAGUAUGCUACAGAAUGUGUCUCUGGAUGCAUAUGUCCUGAUGGCCUGGUGUCCGAUGGUCACGGCAACUGUAUUGAGGAGGAGCAAUGCCCCUGCAUGCAUGGAGGGAAGUUCUACAGUCCUGGCACACAAAUCACAGUAAAUUGCAAUACAUGGUACAGUAUUCUUCAGUGUUCUUAAAGCCAGUACAUUUGUAAAUUGUAGCAAAUCAAUGUGGGAGCAGGAGGAAAAGGAGGGGGCAUGAAAGUAUUUUAGUUAGUGAAAUAGGGAGGAGCUGAAAGAGAGCAAAGGGAAAAAGAGGUGCCAGCCUGUAGAGAGCAGUUUGGAAAAGGGUUUGGUUGUGAAAUAUCCACUGUUAUUGCUGGCGUCCAAAGGUUUUAGGAGGCCCCUCACAAAACAAACCCCUAUGGACCAGAUAAACUAGUCUAUCAAGUUUUUGUUUUGUGGUGUGCAUGAUCUUGGGUAUUUACAAAUAGCCCCAGGCCGAUUUUAGGAGCAAUUGUGACAUUUGUAAGAAUCUUUUCAGUUUAAUAUUAAUACUUUAAUCCUUUGAAUGAUCUACCUAAUGCAAGUCUCUGCAUUCAUUUGGGGGUGUUUUUAUGAACUGCACUGCAGUUUAUUCAAAGAGUACCCAAUGCAGCGUAUCGAAGAAUUGAGCACCAGUUCAGGCUACCAUUUUGGAAGUAACUUCCCCCCCUCUAUAAACACAUAGUUUUGUGGAAGUGUUUCCCAUGCGGUAAGAUCACACAUGACAACAAUCACUUUGUACAAAUUAGAUUUGCAGCCAGUGGCAAUUAUAGCCUCUCUGGCUGCCAUGCCCUUAACCAUGAACAUUUGUAAACUUGAUGCUUAGAUGUGAAAUUCUCCCUACCCCUAAAAUAUCACCCCCUGGUAAUUAGGCUUGUUAAUUUCUGGCAUUAUUGGGCUUUUAUUUAUUUUUGUUGCUUCAGAUGCAGCAAUUUAUCACCCAUCAGACAAGGUCUUUACUGUAACUCCCCCUGUUGUAUAGAAGGCUAUACAUUGUAAUAAGAAGGAGAGUAAUACUGUCAUUUCAGCUGACAGAUCCAGAAGAAUUGUCAUUAUUCUAUUAAUUACCCUGCCUACUUGCAGUUUUCUUUGACAAGUUGUGAUCUUUUAUGUUUAAUCUCUCAGCAUGUGCUACAAGAGGCAAUGGAACUGUACAAAGAACUACUGCCAAGGAGCCUGCAUGGUGUAUGGAAAUGGCCACUACUUCAGCUUUGAUGGAACAAAAUUUGAUUUCAUGGGAGGCUGUGAUUAUAUCCUAGCCCAGGUAUUUAAUCUUUACUACUUGCCUCAUGGACUGUUUAGUGUGGAACCAAGUGGAAAUGUUGUGAUUUCACUGCUUUACCCAUCUGUAGUGCAGUGCCCACCGACCCAGUGUGCGCCAUUGAACUCCUUGGGGUAUACUUAUGAGUAGACAUGCAUAGGGUUGUGCUGAAAGGGAUUUUCAGAAACUUCAUAUUGACUGACUGAGGGCCAGAAUCUGUACUUUUCCCACUUCUCGUCUAUGAUUGUGGACUCUUGCAAAUGUUGCAUGGGUUUGCCAUGUAAGAAAAUGGCUCACCACAUCAGACUAUGGCUUGUGGAAUGUCCCUUUUAAUUCACCAGGUACCUCCAAGCAAAAAAUCCCAUAGAUGAAAAUAAUGAGCUUGGCACACCAUAUUUUGCAAGUUUCUUAAAACCAAGUUACAUUUUCAGCUAAACAAUGUUGAAAAGUCCAUCUAGGGCUGUACAUUUCAGACUAAAGGGUUUCAUAUAUGAGUGAGUGUCCUCCUGUGCCAAAGCUCCCUACCAUUUUGAGGUUUUUGUUUUAUAUAAUUUUUAUGAAAUAAAAAAAAAGGAAAAUCACAACAGGAAGACAAUUUCUUGACUAACUUUCUCCUUAUAGUUUUCUACAUGCCAGGAGUUGUUACUUUGAUUUUUUUUUUUUAAUAAAAAGAAUAGUUGUGAGCAUUCAAAAUUACAGCCUCUUUUACCUGUAGUCUGGCACAGUUACCAGUGCAGAUCCAGGAUAUUUUGCUUUCAGCAUAUUCCCAAAUUUGAGACCUGGUUAAAUCCAUACAUUUAAUAAAGAAAACUGCCUUAGCUGGCAUGCACUUCCUUCUACAGAAUAUUUGCCAUCGUGGCUUGAAUAUGGAGAACGUAACAUUAAACGUAUUAUUGUUUCCUUUCCCAAGGACUUUUGCCCUGAUAAUCCUGACCCAGGCACUUUUCGAAUUGUAACACAGAACAUGGCAUGUGGUAAAUCCCUGAGCAUUUGUUCCUUGAAAAUUCGCAUCAUCUUGGAGGUAAGUCCACAAUCAGCCUUGUAAGUGGAGAACUUCAAAACUGGAUUGACAUUUUGUGUUUCUUUGCUUACAGUAGCUAAUCUACACCUUUCAUACCCUGUCCGCCCAUAAACUUCAUUCUGAUUUUAAAAGAGUAGUUGUGUUAAUCUGUUGGAAGGAAGGACGGAAGAAAGAACUAGAUAUGGGUGCCAUUAGACUUCAGAAUUAACUGGAUUAUUGGCUGGAUUUGAGAGACCCCAACUCCUAAUGUGCUUAUGUAUUACCUACUUCAAAUAUCUGGUUGUAGUAGCUGGACAUCUGGGAAAGAGUCUGGGGUAGUCCAAAAGGACCUUGGCAAUUUAUAGUGAUACCAUCUCUGAGUAUGUGCUAAGGCUUUGAAACAGGUUUAUUGUGACAUAAACAUCUAUGGUCCAGAGUAUCUAGCCCAAGAAAGUUUAUACUACAACAAACCUGUUAGCCUUUAAUGUGCCACAGGACCCUUUGAGGCUUUUACACUUGAUCAUAUACCACUAACACACACAAUUUAUGCUCCCAUUUACAUGUGCACAUCUCAGAGACCACAUUCACCCUCAUUCACAUGCAGCACACACACUGUCCAUUGGAUCGCUCAUACCACACCCAUCAGAUGCACAUCACUUAUGGAAAUUGACGAUCCUUGAGUAAACCACUCAUAUUGCCUCAUUCACACAUUCAGCCUAAAAGUUGAUCAUUAGUGCAGUAUUGCUUUCUCCUCUUCACCCCACCAGAAGUUUGCAGCUUCUUUUGCCCUUCUGUAUUCUUGAAGUUUACUUCUUCAUUAGUUAUCUUCUUCCUGUGCCUAUGACACCACAGUAGGUGGGGGCAGAGCUCAUUUCUUCUGUGACAUCACAGUAAGAAUGAAUAUAUCUUGUGAAUUGCCUUGAGGUCUAUGGAUGAAGGACAGUAUGCAAAUUUAAUAAAUAAUAAAUAUCAUCAUCACCCUGGAAAAGAGAUGUGGGUAUAUAUUGCAGAUAUACCAUAUUUUUCGCUCUAUAACAUGCACCCGAACAUAACACGCACAUAGUUUUUAGAGGAGGAAAAUCCGUAGGCAUGCCACCCGUAGGCAUUCCCUCCAUAACACGCACAGACAUUUCCCCUUACUUUCUAGGAGGAAAAAAGUGAGUGUUAUGGUGCAAAAAAUACGGUACAUCUUGAUGGGAUGGCAUAUGAAUUAUUAUCUACAAAGGGUUGCGGUUGUGUUGUCAUUGUAUUUCAGCUGCAUCCUUGCUCUUAAAAAUUAUUUAUGUCUUUUUCUAGGGUAGUGAAAUCAGACUUCAGGAAGGGAAAAUUGAGGAGAUAACUAGUAUGCCGCCUUCUGAAAGGAACUAUAACAUCCAUCUUAUGGGAAUUUACCUUAUAAUUGAAACUUUCGAUGGAAUGACCUUCAUGUGGGAUGAGAAGACAACAAUCAUGGUGCAACUCGCACCCUCUUUUCAGGUAGGUGCAAACAUGACUGCUGACUUGCACAUGGUAAUUCUGUACUGGCUGGGGUAAUUUUCCUGUCAAGGUAUCGCUUCCACUUCGGGGGUGGGAAUUGAGCAUCACAUCUACACUGUCACAAGUGGAGAAUAGACACAUCUUUGUUUUGCAGCAUAGAAGAAGUUGUAUGUGUGUUCAUCUCACCUGAUACAUGUACAUUUCCUGCCUAAAAGAAGUCAUAUCUAAGUGUGCAUAGAAAUUGUUGCGAGUAGAAUGACCCUCAGUUACCUGCUAAUAAACUGCCCAGUUUGCAGCUAGUGUAUUCUGCAAUUCUCUGGUUAUGCUUGUAAACAUAACAUGUACCAAUCAGAUGCCUUAAACCAAGUCUAUUUGCUUUUUUCAUAUUUAGGAAGCAUUUGAUUUAUAUAUUAUAGCUUCCUGCAACCAGUAAAGAUAGAAUCGCCAUAGAUCAGACAAAUAUUGGUAGGCUUAUGCUGCAAAUGCAGACAAUAUUCUUUGUCUCAAGUGAAUCCAACACAUUUUUUUGUGUACUGUAAAUUCUUAGACUGUUAUCUUUUAAAAUAUGUGGAUAUUAAUUGGCCCCCGUUUUCAUUCUUCUAAAAUAGUCUAACAACUUAGUAGAGAAAAGUGUUUUGAAUCAAGAGAAACACAUAGGACUAGUGGUUUAUACAAAGCAUGUUUAUAAUACAAUUUGAAUUUACUUCAUUUUGAUAGUUUUAUUUAUUUGUUUUUUAUUCUGUCAGUGAAGUCUUUGUAAAAUGCCAUGCUCCAAUUUCCUAGGGCAGAGUUUGUGGUCUUUGUGGUGAUUUUGACAGCAGUGGCAACAAUGACUUCACCACGAGAGGGCAGUCUGUGGAGAUGCAAGCACAGGCAUUUGGAAGCAGCUGGAAAGUCACCACUAGCUGUUCGGACAGAAACAAGGUUGACCUAUGUGCAGGUCAGCCUUCCAAACUCGUACUGGGGCAAAAGCGAUGCAGCAUUCUCAAGAGUGACAUUUUUGAAGCCUGCCACAGUAAGGUAAUCUGUCUGUUUGUCUCUUCCUUUGCUUCUUGCGACUCUUCCCCUUCUCCUUGCAUCCUCCUAUCCUAGCAUUCCUAGCAUUUCAUAAAGUUAUGGGUGGCAAGAAUGAUGAAUAAUUUUACUGGCAAAACAAGAAAAGUUAAACAAAUGAAAAAUAUUUUUUUGGGGGGGCAUAAUUAUUGAAGGCAUUUCAAAUAAUAGCAGGGAGUACACCCUCGAGAGAGAGAUUUGUUCCCAUUCCUAGGGACGGUGUUGUAGAGAGAUGUGGACAGUGAUGGGCAUGGCCAAAAGUGGCUAUGGCUACUCUCAUGCGCUCGCACAUACGCAUGACAUAUCAGGCACACAAACAUAGAGUAUGGCUGCCAUAUGUCUGGAUUUUCCCGGACAUUGCCAAGAUUUCAAAGGUGCAAUUGAUGUCUGGGGUGUGGGGGGUGGAUUUCCAAAAGGCGGUGCUUUGUCCUGGAUGGGGGAAAAAUGUGUUUUGGUGAUAAUGUAUUGUUGCAUGCCAUCCCAGUCUCUGAGUGGUGCCUGGAGAAGAGGAGGUUAAGGGGUGAUAUGAUAGCCAUGUUCAAAUAUAUAAAAGGAUGUCACAUAGAGGAGGGAGAAAGGUUGUUUUCUGCUGCUCCAGAGAAGCGGACACGGAGCAAUGGAUCCAAACUACAAGAAAGAAGAUUCCACCUAAACAUUAGGAAGAACUUCCUGACAGUAAGAGCUGUUCGACAGUGGAAUUUGCUACCAAGGAGUGUGGUGGAGUCUCCUUCUUUGGAGGUCUUUAAGCAGAGGCUUGACAACCAUAUGUCAGGAGUGCUCUGAUGGUGUUUCCUGCUUGGCAGGGGGUUGGACUCGAUGGCCCUUGUGGUCUCUUCCAACUCUAUGAUUCUAUGAUUCUAAGAUUCCAGGGGCUCCAGGGUUUGUGUUUCCUUUGGAAUGAGGCACAGCAGAGACUGGUAUGGCUUAUUUACACAUAUAUACAACCUGAGUCUAUGAUGGACAGGACCACAGCCCAAGAUGUCUCCCAUAGCCAAAGCCUUGGAUUCCUAAAGAAGAAGAAGAAGAAGGGGGGGGGUUCCUUAAAAAAGCUUAAGCUUAGGGCUGUCCUGGUUUUUACUUUUUGAAAGAUGGCAACCUUAACAUAGAGGCACAUGGAUCCCCUUACCAUCAGAAUACUGGCUCUGCACACUUUGAUGCUACAUCUAUUUACCCCUCCCCCCCUUUGCAAUUGCUGCCAAAAUUAGCAGGGUCAGGCAGAAACAGUUGCUUGAGAGUCCAUAUCAACUGGGGUUAGGCACCCCAUUAUAGAACUACCCCAGAUGCAUGAAUUUUGGGAGCAGAAUCUCCAUGAACUGAAUGCCAUUCAUUUGUACCAUUUUUGGGAUUUGUCUGGUGUAUAGAUAGCACUGUAGUAGGAUGCCACAAGUGAGUUGUUCCUAUAGACUAGAAUGGGGCGUAUGUGCGCACGCACAAAACCAGGCCACCUAAUUGGCAGUGAUCUUGCACUUAAACAGAUUAUCAUAUCUGCCCUAUUUUCAGAUACUUCAGAAUAUUGAUAAGAAAUAUUUAGGCAAUUGGUUUUAUACUUUCCCAGGGAAAGAAAAUUACAAUUUAAGAAAAUGGUUAGCCUAAUUAGUGUUGCAGUCAGAUAGGAAAGCACAGAUGGACUUGAAAGGGAAAGGAGAGAAAAAGUGAACCUUCCCAUAAUAUAAAUAUAAAUUUAAAUAUAAAGGAUUAGUGUUGUCUAAUCAUAUGGAGGUUAGACAAGAUAAUUAAAAAACUUGCAUUUUCCUAGGCCAAAAGCAUCCAUGAUCUCAUGGGCAUAAUAUUACGGUGGUGAUAUAGCUAUUUCUUCAAAGCUGCAACUUGAUAGGGCUGCCUCCCAGGACAGAUAUUCAGUUUUCCUUGAAUAUUUCAAGGAAGGCAGUCUAGGCAGUCUUGUGUUUUCUAUUUUAAGAAGCUGAUUAAAUAGCAUCCUGGGAAGAAAUGUUCAUUAUUUCUGGCUGUUCUUGGUUCUGUUAGAUCAACCCAACACCCUAUUAUGAAUCCUGCAUAUCUGAUUUUUGCGGUUGUGACAGUCUGGGAGACUGUGAGAGUUUCUGUACUGCUGUAGCAGCAUACGCAAGGAGUUGUGGCAGAGUUGGCAUCUGUAUUGACUGGCGAAGUCCUAAAAAUUGCCGUAAGUACUUACAAAGCAAAUAUAAUCUCAGCAGCAAUGAUUGUGUAGCUGCAUGUUAUCUGAGGGGGUGAGAAAUACUAAUUGCUAAUGGUAUUUAAUGACACAGUUGAGUGUAUGACUGAUAAAGGAAUUUUCUUCUUCAGAAUCCCUUUGUGAUUCACAUCUUUCACGUUGUCCAAAAACAUAACGCUUUAUUAUAGCCUUAUAACCUUUUGAACAGUAGGAUACUUUGGAGAAAAAGACAGACGAAAAAUAUCACAAAUAAUAGUGAAAAACUGUUCUCAACAAGAGGUCAUACUUUAAAACUACUAGCAAGUGAAGCUUACAAGAGUACACUUGGAACAAGUGUUCCUUUUAUCCACAAGAUAAAUCUGGGACCAACACCUCACAUGUAGUUCAGCAACUUAUUGCUGUGCAUGGGACCAGAACCAAUGGCUAGAAGUUUCAUCAAAGACUAAGCAUUUCAUUGUUUCCAUCUGUACAUGUCCAGCAUGUCAUGGGUUAAGAUAGACAUUAUUUCCAGGGUAUGCGCAUGGGUGGGUGGGUGUGUACAGGCCUCCCAUUAUUUAUUUACUUAUUGUGGUUCUUACUUGUCCUUCUCCCUGAUGUACAGCAAGUUACAGCAUAUAAAAGCACAAUUAAAAUGGGGGGAAAUAUCCAGUCCCCAAAUCAGUGAUCCAUACAACACAUUACUGGGAGAACCUCAAAAUCAGUUCCUCAAUUUUCAUAGGCCAGGAUAACAAGAUGAAUCUCUUCACAUUGCAUCAAAAGUGGUAGCUGGCAUGCUGCUAUCACUUUUGAUGCAAUGUUAAGAGGUGUAAGAAAUGUAUGACUGAGGGGUAGCCAGAAGGAGGGAGGGAGGGAGGAAGGGGAUUCCAUUGAAAACAUGGACCUCAUCACUUAUGGCUAGCAUGUCUUCUGAUCCAGCUAUGUUUUGUGACUACUAUGAUUCACCCAACAAAAGAGAAUGGCGGUAUAAGCCCUGUGGAGAACCUUGUUUAAGGACCUGCAGGAAUCCAGCAGGAAACUGUGGCAAUCUGCUUUAUAGUUUAGAAGGUAAAUGCUUUUUCACUUCCCACAAAACAUGACAUGAAAUGAGAAAAAGGUUUCUGCCCAAAUUCAUAAAAUGUAAAGGGAUUAUAUUUGAUAUUUCUUUGCAGUGGCCAAAGACCCACUCUCUCAGCAAAGCACAGAGGCUGCCCCUCUUUAAUGGUUAAAUUUACAGACCAAGUUGUGAAAAAACCCCCAAUAUAUAUUUAUAGCAUUUUUUGUUCUUCUGUUUUCUAAUUAUUGCAAUUUCAGAUUUAUACCUUAUAAUAUACCUCAUGUAAUACAUAUAUUAUUAUAUCACCUAAUAGCCAGCCCCUAUUGAAAAGUGAGAUUAUUAUUUUGACGGUUUGCUCCCAUUUUAGGCUGCUACCCAGAAUGCAGUGCUGAGAAGCCAUAUUAUGAUGAGAAAAAAAGAGAAUGUGUCUCAGUGUUUGAGUGUACCUCAUGGUAGGUCAUUUUUAACAGCAUAGCCCAUUCUGCACAUAUGCUCGUUAAGGUUUCUUUCUUUAAUCUGUGGUAGUCACAUCUUUGUAGACUCUGAACUGAGAGAGGGAGAGAAGUGUGGAUUACUUUGUGUGUUGGUGUUUUGUUUUGGUUUCGUGUACAAAUUAAGCAAUAAAAGAAUCAACAAUAUUUUAUAUAUGUUUCCCCUCAGUGAUCCAAAAGAAAAACUCUGCUUGAACAAAUCAAAUGGUAAGUUAUUAACUGUAUUUAGAGAGAAUAUUAUUUGUGUGUGUGUGUGUGUGAGAGAGAGAGAGAGAGAGAAAGCACCCCUCAUAUAAAAUAUCAAGGUGGUGUACAACAAAAUAUGGAAGUAAGAUAAAGCAUAAAAUACCAUAAAAACAAUGCAAAAUAAUCAUAAAAGUGACUGGCUCAUCUUGAAAAGGUUUAAACAACUGAAUAGACUUGUCAACAUACAAUGUCUUCGAGAGACAUCUACAUUAGCAGCAAGGAGCCCUGUCAAAUCUCUGCUGGAAACUCCACUCAAAUGUGCAAAGUUUAAGAUUGUGCAGUGUGUGGAGACCAGCAUCUGGGAACUUUGAGAGAGACACUGAAUCAACUAUAUAUCCAUAGUCUUCCUUGAAGUUAGCCAAGGAGUUCUUGACUUAACACCUAGUUCUUCUUGAGUAUAGAGAACAUUAUUUCUUUUGGUCUCAUCAAUGACUCACACCGUGGGUGGUAUCCAACUAAUGUGUCUCAUCAACACAAGGACUUCUACCUGUGCAAUGGGACUUCCCUUCUCUCCCUUGAUGUGUGUCCUGCACCCUCACCAAAUCAGUCAUGGAGAAUUGGGGGAACCCUAAGAACAGAUUUAGGGAGUGGAUGGAAGGAGGUGGGGAAGUCCUGAUGGCUUUUCGUUAGUUUUUCUUGACAUUAGAUUAGGCACAAAUGGUAGAGCUGCAUCCAAUAAUUUUGCUACUCAUCAGGAAGAAGAAGCAAGGCUGAAUGAGUAUUUGUUGAGUUAAUCUGGGUUUUGUUAGCUUUGUAGGUCUCAAUUUCAUUACAAGCCUAAUAUAAAGAGAAUUCUUGGCUAUACAUCUGUUGAUAAGAAAGUAGCAUGUGGAUUACUUCAAAGUACUAACCUGCAUAAUAUAUUCAAAACAGCAGGACAUGGCUUGGAGAUCACGCCUCAAGGCGGGGAAAUUGUUGGCCCUUCAAAGCCAAGAGCAGGCGAGGAUGUGUGGGAUUUUAAGAGAUCAAAAACGCAUAGUGAGAUGUGUCUGGGCAGAGAAGUGAAAUGAAUAUAUUCAAUUGUUCUAUGUCUGUUUUUACUGUAUUGUAAAUCACUUUGGGAUGCCUUGUAGGAAUGAAUAAAUGAAAUCAAUAAAUAAUUACAAUAACAAUAUACACUGCAGCAUCAGUAAAAAUGAUGAUCAUUAUACUAAAACAGGCAUAGGCAAACUUGGCCUGCCUGAUGGUUUGGGACUACAACUCCCAUCAUCCCUGACCACUGGUUCUGUUACCUAGGGAUGAUGGGAGGUGUAGUCUCAAAACAUCUGGAGGUCGAGUUUGCCUAUGCCUGUAAUAAAAGUUAACAUUGACAUUUGAAUGCUGACAACUGAGGAACUACUUGAAAGGAAGAUGGCUUAGGGUCCAUGUCAUAGAGUAAGAUCCAAUGCUGACCAGUUUGCAGUCACGGACAUCAAAAAAUGAAAUGAUCUUAUUAUAAAUCUGAGAAGAAUACUUACAAAAUAUUUUCAUCUUGCAUAUGUGCCACAAAGUGAAAAAUUCUCAUUAAAGUGGACAGUUAUAUGCAGGUAUAUAAGUCGCUGCCUCCUUCAGGUGUGCAGUAGCAUUGGGAGUGCAAGUUGUCCGGUUUCUCCUUUGGCUGGGUAGCAUCAGUAUGAGGGCACAUGGGUCAGCCAGUCUCCUGGCAGGCAGCAUAAGCAUGAGGUCAUAAUGACCAGUCUUUCAAUGACCAGGCAACAUUAGCAACAGGUCACAAUGCCCAGUGUGUAGUAGAUUCACAGUGGUGGGGGCACAUUGGUCACUCUCCAUCUCUCUUAUUCAAUCAGGUGGCAAUAGUAGUGUAUGGGCACAACUCUCUUUCUCACACAUCCUGAGAUAAAGAAAAGCAGGACAUUCCUGUUGAGAUAAACAACAGCAGUGUGUGGGCAAGAGGAGGAUGUCAGAUGAAGUAUGGUGGGAUUCCACUCCUUGCUCAUGGUGUGUGUAGGGGGAAGGGAAUAUGUUGAUCAAUGUCAGUGCCAUUUGCUAACUAUGGCUGCUGCUGUUUAUUUUGGAAAGGUGUCAAAUGUUCAGUAAGAAACUGGAUGCCCCAUGCUUCUUAUUGUUUUAGGGAAAACUGCAGUGGCUCUCCCCAUCUCACCAGCAAAAUCAGAAAUGAGAACCACACCAUGCUUCUGUAAUGUAAAUGGACAGCUGAUAACAAGUGGUGAGGCAGACAUAUUUGAAAUAACUUCCAUGGACUUAUUUUGUGUGUGUACUAUUUAUUUCAUAAACAAUCAUUGCAAUCUUUGCAGCUACAUAUUGUUGUGAGUUUGCAUGAUGGGGGGGGAGGGGGUAGGCUGUAUGUCUGAGUUCUUUCCAAUUCCUGGAUCCAGCAGGGAUUCAAAUCACUGGAAUAGCCAGGCAAGUUUCUUGGUAAUGGCCCAAGUAUGGGUUGUUAAGGUAACAAAGGGAAUGGUCUGCGCCAGAGGACAAAUGGGUUCCUCCCUCCAACUGUCUCUUAGUUAGAAAGACAAAGAGUUGAGUUCCAUAUGUGAGGUAGAAGCUGCAGGCUGGGCAGCUGAAAGACAGAGCUAUGCUUGGUUUCUGCUUGAAUCCAAGGCUGUGCCUAGGGAAGAAGUCAGACCUUCUUGGGUAUUAAUGCUGUGAGCCCAUCCGCCGUAGGCUCAGGUUGUGUAUGUGUGUAAAAAACCCCCAUAUAUCAUAAAGACAUCCUAGUCUCAACUGUACCUCAUUCCAAGGAAACCAAACCCUGGGUCAGCAUCUGGAACCCCUGGAAUCUUGCAUCACUCCGUGAUUGGGGUAUAUGCUUGAAUAACUCGCUUGUUGGAUUUUUUCAUGACUUUUACAUUUUUCCUGUUGCGUGAACUGCACCCUUAUUUUUUCUGAAUAUAUUCAUCCAAAAUCUGUAUAAAUUAAUAAUUAUUCUUGGCAUUGGGUGAUGAUUGGUGUUUUAUUUUUUAAGUGGAUGAUUCUCUGCUUUAUAAUGUGUGUAUCUCAUCACACACACACACAAUGUUGCUGUUUGUUCUAACUGUUCCUCUGAAUUUUUAGGCAGUAGCCAGUUUGUGACAAUGGAUACUUCACGUUGGUGUAUUUAUGCCUUUUGUAAUACAUCAUGCCAGAUUGAAUUCAACUAUGGAGAAUGUAUCUCAUUCUAUACCACUCCUGUCCCAAGCAAGCCUGCCAUGAUCCCCAGCAGACCUUGUAAGGGGAAUAAUCAGAACUGUGAGAAAGAGCCUCCUUCUUACUCUAAAGUUAAAGCUGCUUCUUCAUUUACUCCUGGGAGUGAUUGCACUGACCUCAUUCCUCCUAGAAAGGUGAGCAAGCAGCACUGCUGAUACUACAAGCGUAGAAUGAAAAGUGUUUGUUGCUGACAUAUUUGUUCUUGAGAAACAUAUAAUAAAUAGAUAGAUAAUAGUUUGUUUUCACUCCUGGGCCACAAUAAAAUGACAAUAUAAUUUACAAAUGCCUAGUGCUGCUGUACACAUAAAAGGAAAUAUAUAGCUCAGCGUAGCAUUUCACAAAAUAUCAUUAGACACAUUGAUUCAAAUAUCAAACACUUUAGUGUAAAAAUGUUCGAACAUUUACAGCUACUAACAACUCUUCUGGCAAUGUCAAAAAUCUGAAUAGCUCGGUGAUAGAUAAAUAAGAUUUCCCCGACACGGAGAGAGGAAAAUUUGGGAGACGAUGAUGAAAAUUAAUAUACAAAAUGAAUGAAAUAUAUAAUAAUAAUGUAGAGAGCGAAGAGACUUAAAACACCGCCGCUCUGACCCUGGAAACGGGCUGCUAGUAGGACUGACGUCUUUUGGAAUGUUCAUUGACAGCGUUUAGAACGUUCAUUGACAGCUAGUUAAAUAAGAGAAAUACAUUGUUUCUACUGUCUCCGGCUGCUUUAAAAAGGAGUAAAAGUAACUGAAAAUUGAAACUAAUUUGAAACUAAUUUUGGAAUGUUUAAAAGAGGAUACUAUUGACUAUUACAAAUAGAAACUGUUUCCCCCUAGUGGAAGCCUUUGAAACCGGUUGCUUUACAAGAGCUGGACUAGGGGAAUUUCCAGCUGCAAGUUAAAAACCGUGAGACUCUGGGACUGACCUUGAAUCUUUUAAGUGUUAUGGUAAAUGGAAGAGGAAAAACAGACCAGUCAACUGCUGACAAAACAUUAAGGUCUGGGAGGACUUGGUAACAAUCCAGGAGAGGUCUAUCAUUAGGCCCUCCUGCUCCUUCUGUUGCUGUCUUUGUACUAGUAUAUUUAAAACCAAGAGGAAUGUCGACAGAAGAGGCUUUAGUGGCUGCAUUAUAUAAGAUAAAUGACUCAUUGGAUCAGCUUCACAGGAAAAUGGACAUGAUAAAUGCGAAAGUGGAUGUUUCAAUUACUAAAAUUAACUUAAAUACAGAAAGUAUAAAUAAUACCAAUACAGAAACCACCCAGAAAUUGAUACAAGAACCUAUUUUGAUAUGGCAAACUGUGGAGGAAGUCAGGGAAAAAGCUGUUGCUGCUGAAGGUAAAGUAAGACAACUGGAGAGAAAGAGAAAGAGAGCCCCAGCCCUACAGAGGCAAUUUGAUGAACAUAAGUUGAUGCUUGCUAUGACUGAACUUAAAGAAAAACAGACGAAUUUGAGGAUUAGAGUUCACCUUUGGUGGACAUGCCCAAGGAUUAAGACACUGUGGGAGAUGAUUCAUAACGAAAUGAAAAAGAUAUUUAAAUAUACCCUUUUGAAGAAACCAGAGGCCUUUCUCCUGGGCAUGGUCGGCCAAUUGGUGUUAAAGAAGGAUAGAAUUUGUUUCAUGUAUGCAACAAUAGCAGCAAGAAUACUCAUUGUGAAGUACUGGAAGACACAAGAUUUAUCCAUUCAGGAAGAAUGGCAGAUGAAGUUGAUGGACUAUAUGGAAUUGGCGGAAACGACUGGCAGAAAUCCGAGACCAGGGAGAAGAGUUGGUGGAAGAAGACUGGAAAAAGUUUAAGACUAUUUAUAGAAAUACUGUAAAAAUAAUGAAUGUUAGAAAAAUGUUGGAAUGAAGUUAUAUGGCUUUAGUAGAAAUGCUAUAAGGAAUCAAGUAUAAAUAGAUUAAUAGAGUAUUAAAGGGAAAAAUAAGGUUAGAAUAUGUUAAGAUAAUUAUAGGAUAGAAAACAGAGGAAGGUGGAAAGAAAUUGCUGAAAUAAUUAAUAGAAGUGGAAAACAAAAAGGGAGGUGUGAGGAGGUCGUGGAAAUAAGGGAAUGAAAGUUAAGACAUUGAAAUUGUUUUGUGUUUGAAAUGGUUUGUGUCUUGCUUUGUUAGUUUUUUUUUUUACAUUUUUAUUAUUUUUCAUUAAUUAUACAUAUAUACAGUCUAGAUUACAUAAGUUCCAUAUAACAUAGCUGUUACAAGAGUCAUAUAUAUAGUACACAGUUAUUUUAGGCUCCGCCGAGCCUCGGACUUCCCUUCACUUUAUUGGUAAGUAUCAGAUAAUUUCUAAAGUUACGUGUUUUAUCUCCUUUACAUAUUUGCCAAACACUGUUAGAGUUAUUCUAACCCUGCCAGAGUCCUCAAAGUUCUAUACUUAUCUCUUAUAUACGUCAGAUAUUUAUUCCAAUUUUCAUGAAACUUCUGGUCAUCCUGGUCUCUUAGUCUUCCUGUUAUUCUAGCUAGUUCAGCAUAAUUUAUCAUCUUGUUCUGCCAGUCGUCUAUAGUAGGUAUUAAUUCUGUUUUCCAGCUUUGGGCCAACAUAUUUCUAGCGGCCGUUGUGGCAUAUAGAAACAGAUUUUUAUCCUCUUUUUAAUUUCCUUGCCAACUAUUCCUAGCAGGAAAGCUUCAGGCUUUUGGGGAAAAGUAUAUUUAAAAAUCCUUUUAAGCUCAUUGUAGAUCAGUUCCCAAAAGCCUUUUACUUUCCUGCAUGUCCACCACAUGUGAUAGAACUCACCAUCCUCCUCUCCACAUUUCCAGCAUUUCUUAUUCUUCAGUUUGUAAAUCUUAGCCAAUUUCACUGGUGUGAGAUACCUAUGAAUCAUCUUCCAGAGAUUCUCCCUUAAUGCCGUACACGCCGUGAAUUUCAUAUUUACAUUCCACAAUUCUUGCCACUUUACAAAGUCAAUGUUGUAACCAAUGUCUAUGGCCCAUUUUAUCAUAGCCUCCUUCACCUCUUCGUCUUUUGUAUACCAAUCCAGUAAAAGGUCAUACAUCCUAGGUAAUGUUUUGUUUUUGCCUUCAAUAAUUUCCACAUUAAAUUUAGAUUUUUUAUCUUCAAAUCCCAGUUUCUUUUUAUCAUCUUUUAACAGAUCAUUCACUUGAUGGUAUUGCAACCAUCCCGUAGGUACAUUCUUUACCUCCUCAUAGGGCUUGAGUUUUAUGCCCUGAUCAGUUUUAUUGAUAAGUUCUUCAUAGGUGGCUCUUUUCCCUUCCAUAUUAGUUUUUUUGACAGUUAAGACAUCAAUUGGUGAGAUCCACCAUUGAGUUUUCUUUUCCAGCAGGUUCUUAUUUCUUUCCCAUACUUGAAAUAAUGAUCCUCUAAUUAUAUGAUUUAGAAAGCCUCUAUGAACUUUCACCUUUUUGUACCACAGGUACGAGUGCCACCCAUACCUGUUAUCAAAGCCCUCUAAAUCCAAGAUAUCAGUAUUCUCUAGCUUUAUCCAGUCUUUCACCCACGUUAAACAAGCCGCUUCAUAGUAUAGACUCAAAUCUGGUAAAGAAAAACCCCCUCUUUCUUUUUUGUCUACCAAUAUUUUCAUUUUUAUUCGUGGUCUUUUCCCCUGCCAAAUAAAUCCCGCUAAGAUCCUUUGCCAAUCUUUACACAGUUUUAGUCCUUUCAUUACUGGUAUAGUUUGGAACAGAAAUAACAUUCUGGGCAGGACAUUCAUUUUAAUAACCGAGAUCCUCCCUAAGAAGGAAAGUUUCAAUCUCUCCCAGAUUUCUAGGUCUUUCUUGACACCCUUCCAAGUAGCAUCAUAAUUAUCUUUAUAUAAGUUUAUAUUUUUUGCUGUGAUCCACACUCCUAAAUAUUUUACCUUCUUAACAACCGUAAUUCCUAUCCUUUGUUCUAGCUCUGUUAUCUCUUCCUUGGUUAUAUUUUUGUUAUCAUUUUGGUCUUAUUCCUGUUAAGCUUAAAACCUGCCACUUUUCCAAAUUCUUCUAAUUUCUGUAAGGCUUCUUGUAGACUGUUCUUAGGAUCUUCCAAUGUUAAUAUCAAGUCAUCUGCAAAUGCUUUUAUUUUGAAUUCCUUACUUCCUACCUUAAUUCCUUUAACUUCUGGUGUUUUCCUUAACCUUUUAUUAAACACUUCCAACACUGUUAUAAAUAACAAAGGGGAUAAAGGACAACCUUGCCUAGUCCCUUUGGCAAUAUCAAAGGCCUCCGAUAUAUUGUUAUUUAUUAUAAGUUUGGCAUUUUGCUCUUGAUAAAUUGCGUCAAUACCUUUUCUAAAUCCUUCACCAAUUCCCAUCAUUUUAAAAUUUUCCUUCAUGAAACGCCAGGAGACAUUGUCAAAUGCCUUCUUGGCGUCAAUGAAGAUCAGUGCCGCCUGUUUGUCUAUUCUAGUAUCCAAAUACUCAAUGAUAUCUAUCACAUUUCUUACGUUGUCUUUCAAUUGUCUCCCUGGGAGGAAACCCGUUUGGUCUUUAUGGAUUCUUUUAUUUAAGACUUUUUUAAACCUUUCUGCCAGUACGUCUGCGAAUAAUUUAUAGUCGUUAUUUAAUAACGAAAUAGGUCUAUAAUUUUUUACCUCUAAACCAUCUGUGUCUUUUUUAGGGAUUAAGGUAAUAUAUGCUUCUUUCCAGGUGUUUGGAAUUCUCCCUUCUUUUAAUACAUUAUUCAUGACUUCACAUAGCACUGGGGAAAUCUGGUCACUUAAUAUUUUAUAAUAUUUAGCCGAGAUACCAUCUAGCCCCGGCGCUUUUCCUAUUCUCAUUUUUUUUAUUGCUUUCCUAAUUUCUUCCUCUGUAAUUGUCUGGUUUAGAUAUUCUCUUUCUUCAGUCGUGAUCUGUUGCAACUGGUAUUUUUUCAAGUAAUCUUCUGUCUCAUUAUCUAUCUCUUUUUCUCUUUUAUAUAAUUCCUUAUAGUAUUUCUGAAAUAUCUUCUUUAUCUCUUUUGGGUCCUCCACUAUCCUUUCUCCAUCCCUUAUCUUACCUGUCAUGUUUUGUUUUUUCCUCUCUCUUAACUGCCACGCCAGAUAUUUUCCUAUCUUAUUUGCUGAUUCAAAGUUUUAUGUUUUUCUUUUUUUCUUUUUUUUUUCUUUUUUUUGUCUUUCUGUUUUGUUGUGUUUAAACGGUUGAAAAUUAAUAAAUAUUAUUUUUUUAAAAAAGAAAUAUAUAAUAAUAAUGAAAACUUAUUGAGAAAUGAGCCUUAUUCAUCCAGUUUUAGAAUGACCAAAUUAGGGAUGAAAUAUUUACAUUAAUUUAAUGUCAUGUGCAUGCAUUGGUUUGAGUGUAUUGGCGUGAGCACUUCUGCACCUGCACUGCACCAGCCUCCUGGCUGCCUUGCCUCUCUCCCCCUUCUGGAAAGUGGCAGUGGCACUGUUGCUGGGAAUAACUUUGCAGCUGUGCCCCAACAGCGAAGCCCCUUCUGAAAUGGCAGCCAGGAUAUGCCUCCGCUGACCUUCUAAACAUUGGGAUGAAGCUGGUUCAGUACUCACAGAGAAACACGCCAACGUUUAGGGAAGUAUCAAAGCCAAGUGGCACAAUAAUCUUGUAUAGUUGUUGAUGUCGUAAUAUUUUAUUAUUUCUACUUAUAGAAUUUGUUGUACUUUCUAGUCAUGGAAAUAAAUAAAUGAUAUUUGAAAAAAACCAGAGAUUUAACCAGCUGAAAAAGGUGACAGCCCAAGUUAGUACUUACAGCUUCUCCCUGCCAAUAGUAUCAAAGGUUACCUUCAGGUCUAUGAAAGCAAUAGGCAAAUGCUUCUUCCUCACCAACAUAUAUCAGCUGUCUAUUGCCUGAUCUAAAAUCUGUUUCUUCAAGAAAAACAUGGUAUUGCAUAGAAAUAGACAAGACUCAGUGACUUACUGAUUGUGCUGUGUUAUGGUGCAGUAAAUAUACUGAGUUAAGUUGAAUUGACUGAGUACCAAGGCAGAGCAAAUUGUACUGAUUCCUUUUGCGGCUUUCUUUUAUACAUCAACAGUAUCAAGAAUUAUGGAAAUUUGAAAACUGCCAAAUCGCCACUUGCUUAGGUGGAAAACAUAUUAAAGUAUCUGAUGUGCGCUGCCCACCUCAAAAGUCAAAGAUCUGUGUCAACGGAUUGCCACUUGUGAAAAACUACGAUGCAUCAGGCUGUUGUUGGGCUCUGGAGUGUCAAUGUAAGUGAUAAUGGAACAAGGUACUAAUUCCAUUGUUCUAAAGCAAAAGCCAAAAUCUAGGAGGUCAAGUGCUUCAUUCAAUUAUAAAUUAGCAUAAGAUUAACAUUUCUCUCAUACCUAGAUAGGUAGGUAGAAAGAUACAGAGCACACAAGCAUCACAGUGCCCCUUUUAACUCCUGUGAUCUUCUGGCUGUCCAGAAUGGAGAUCACAGAAGCUGCCCCAGCUGAGCUCCUGUGUUACAUUGUGCACGCAGUUGUAGACACUGGGAAGAUUCACACAAGAGCAAAAUGCAGCCUAAAAUAAUAUCAGAACAAGCCCAGUGAAACAUUAGGGAUAACUGAAGCUGCCUUCUGCCAAGUCCAUUGAACCAUCCAGUUCAGUACUGUCUGUGCUGACUGCAGCAGUCCUCCAAGUAUCCAGAUGGAGUCUUUUCCCAACUCUAGCAUAAUAUGUCAAGAGAUUGAACCAGGGAACUUUUGCAUGCACCCAUUAUUGCAACACAAACUUAUCGGCAAUUGUUGCACACCAUCCAUCCAGCUGUGGGAGAAAGUGCUGGGUGAAGAACAAGGGUCCACAUUUACUGCAUCCAUGAGACCCACAGCAGGCCCAGCUGCUACAUUUCCUUGAUCCUUCUGGAGCUGUGCUCUUCAAGCUCCUUGCUAUAGUACAUUUUGAGGCUUUUGUUCUUGUCACUUUGAUUUUAUGUGUUGAUAUAUGUGUGGUGGGACGCGGGUGGCGCUGUGGGUAAAACCUCAGUGCCUAGGACUUGCUGAUCGUAAGGUCGGCGGUUCGAAUCCCCGCGGCGGGGUGAGCUCCCGUCGUUCGGUCCCAGCUGCUGCCCACCUAGCAGUUUGAAAGCACCCCUAAGUGCAAGUAGAUAAAUAGGUACCGCUUUAUAGCGAGAAGGUAACCGGCGUUUCCGUGUGCGGCACUGGUGCUGGCUCGCCAGCUGCAGCUUCGUCAUGCUGGCCACGUGACCUGGAAGUGUCUGCGGACAGCGCCGGCUCCCGGCCUCUUGAGCAAGAUGAGCGCGCAACCCUAGAGUCGGUCACGACUGGCCCAUACGGGCAGGGGUACCUUUACCUUUUUUAUAUGUGUGGUAGGCUAAUGAAUGGAUGGUCUCCAACUUGAAUGGAUGUUUUGACAGGUGGAUUCGACAGCUGUUUGGUUUACCUCUGUGAGCCUGUGGCCUUCUCAUUCUAAUCGUAUGUGUUUGCUCCUUUUAGGUGCUUGCAAUGGAUGGGGAAAUCAACACUAUGUAACAUUUGAUGGAUCCUAUUAUAAUUUCCAUGGGAAUUGCACCUAUCUGCUUAUGAAACCAAUCACACCUGGCUCUCAGAAUUUCUGGAUCUACUUGGACAAUCACUAUUGUGCUGCCACAGAGAGAGCUCUGUGCUCUAUGAGCCUUUUCAUAUUUUACAACCACUCUACAGUCAUUUUGACACGAGGAGUUGAAAACGGAGAAGAAAGCAACCUGGUAAAACAUUGAUCAGAUUCUCUGUGUGUAAACAUAACAUUAUAUGUCCACGUAUCAAACAAAGAUUUCCUGUCCCACCCCCAGCAAUAGUACUUCAGUUUAUGAAGUAGCAUUUUAAAGCUGUGUCCCCCUCACCAGAGUUAGAGCACCAAAUUCACCUCUCUUAAAAAAACAAAGAAGUAGCAAACUGCACAUGGCAGCAGGAGGGCAACCCAUUUUCUAUUAUACAGAGCUGAGAUACAGUGAUCCUGUGGGUGGAUUAGUGCUAGUGUAAAUAUACAUAGUGCUAAGCAUCUCAUAUAUGCGUGUAUCCUUUUCAUCAGCUGGAAAGGUAAUAUAGCUCUUCCUAGGAAGGCUUUUUCACAUGCUAUGUUUGACCUGCUCUGAUUCUUCCAAUUGAUUACUUCUUAAGGUUCUAUAUAACAAUAAAGAAAUCACACCGAGUUUUUCAAAAGAUGGCAUUGACAUCACCAACUCUGGACACUACGUUGUGGUGAAAAUACCUGAAAUGGGCCUUUAUGUCACCUAUACUCGCCUCGCUUUUCAAGUAAACCUGCCUUUCAGCACUUUUUAUAACAAUACUGAAGGGCUAUGUGGUAAGUACUGGCUACAACUAAAGAGUGAAUGCACCAGAUUUAUGUUUAUAGCCUUUUAUUUCUGUCAUUACUUUUGAUUUUAAAUAUUUGUUGGUACUGGAGAGAGGCAGAGGAGAGAGAAAGAAACAGCGUUCCAUACAUAGGAGCCAACUCCUAGGAGCCAAGGUCCCUUCAGUCCCCCAUGCUCUGUCCAUCAGGCAGCUUUGUAUAGGUUCACCAAUUUUUUAUAUGUAGAAGUCCAUAUAUUUGGACUUCUCCCUGCUCCUUUAUUUCUUCUUUCCUCUUGGCUAUAUACGCAGAAGAGACUAUCCAGAGCAUCAAAAGAAGAGGCCCUCUAGUUUACUUUAAAUCAGUAUGCGAAAUUUAGUAUUCCCUGUGUGUCUUUCGCCUUCUUGUCCCUUGGUUACCAGGCUCACAUUAGUUGUUCCAACCCACUGCCAUGCCUUUCCACCCUAUUGCUAUUUGCAUUGGCGGGGAGAGCGGGGGGCAAGCAAUGUUUAUUUCCACAGACUCAAUGGGUAAGCAAUUGCCACUUUCCUUUGUAGAAAGUUUACAGAUGCUUGUGCCUUCCUAGCCUUUGCUUGAAGUGACCUUCUUAUCUUGACCAGGUACGUGCACCAACAAAAAGACAGAUGAUGCAAUGAAAAGGAAUGGCAAGGUUGCAGAUUCUUUCACAGAAAUGGCAAUGGACUGGAAAAUGAUGGACCUCAUCACUAGACAUUGUGAUGCAGGGCAACACUUGGCACCUUUUCAGACUCAAAUGUCACCAUCCAAAAUGGCCGCCUCUGUAGUGCCUCCCCUAUGUAAACUUAUCUGGUAAAGCACACUUUUAAUGAAUGUUAUAUUUAAUGAAUGUUACAUAAACUGAGGUUCCUCCUAAUUGUAUUGAUUUGUUUUGAUCACUUAAAUCCUACCCAGCAACAUUUACUAUUCCCAGGGUAGCCAUCUUAAGAUGGACACCCAAGUGCUGAGGCAAUUAAAUUUGGUUGUUGCUUUUAAGUUUGCUGAAAAAUUAAAAAUAAUAAUAAUAGGUAUGCAUGUUUUCAAGUUUAAUUUUGAAGUAUAAAUACCCAUGUGAACUCCAUUAAAUUGCUGUAGAAAACACUAGCUAAGGAAGGUUAUGCACCAGCUCAAAGUGAGUGUGUGUUGGUAAUGAUGCAAAGCAGGGUUUGCUGUAAUUUUAAUAGACAUGUAUUUUAUGCUGGAUUAUUAGUAUAAGGUAUGGUAGUAUUCAAGUAAGUGUUACUCAUGGUAGACUCGGAAAUUAACAAAGCUGAGUUGACCAAAUCCAUUCAUUUCAGUGAGUCUAGUCUCACCAGUAUUGGGCAAAAUCCAUAGCUGUUCUCUUAAGUCUUACAGUCAGCAAGUUUAGAAUAAUAACAUCCUUAAUUACUUUGUCUCUCUCUUAUUUGGAACACAUUAGUUCACACUGUAAAUAAACUUCAUUUUUUAAAUUAAACAAGGAGCUUUACAGAAUGUCACAAUGCUGUUCCGCCACGGCCGUACUAUGAUGCCUGUGUUGUGGAUGGCUGCUCUUCACCAAAGCAGAACAUGGAAUGUGGAAGUCUCCAGGCCUAUGCAGCCUUGUGUGGGUACCAUGGGAUCUGUGUAGACUGGAGAAGCAAAGCCAACAGGAAGUGUGGUGAGCUGAAUGACAUCCCAGGAGAGGGUUGUUGAUUUUAUUCCUUUUUAUCAGCUGACAUGUCCUUGAUCUGUUAUCUGCUGGCUCUACGAGCCUAAAAUAAGCCCCUCUCAGGAACACAGAGAUCUGAAUUCCCAAAGUAUAAUGUUAGUUUGAAAAGAAGGUCCAAACUGCAGUCUUCUAGUUUAGGGAACUUCAUCCCUAUAAAUCUGUGUCCAAUUGAACAUGAUAUAAAUCAUUAGAUGUAGAAAACCAGCAACUCAGAAAACCUGUAAGGAUUAGAAUAUGAAACAGAUUAUCUUUUGAAGUGGAGAGAGACUGCACUGAGGGCUAUACCAUUUUAGACAGAAGGCUGCAUGACUGAAUGUUCACACUAAAAUAAACAAAUAGCUAAAUAGGGAAAGCUAGGCUUCUUCCUAAUGUACUAGUUUUGUGGAUACAACAAAUUUUUGCAGGGUAGUGUCAGCGACUGACAUUAUUAGGCAGCUGUUGAGGUUCAGUGCCUUGAGUUUAAACCAGAGAUGACCCUUGACUUCUGCAUCACAACAACAGCCACAACAGCCUACCCUCUUUGAGUUGCAGUGAGAUUUAGAAGAUUGGGUCUCUCUCUCUUCUACAGAGAAAAUUGGAUCCCCCCCGACUCAGUACUAUACCAUCAACUGUUGUACUGGUGAAUCCUCUACUUCCUUUCCUCAUCCACUGGGCAGAGGCAGAGGAGCCAACUCCUAGGGGUCUUUGCCCCCAAUAAAAUAUUUGAGGGGGCCAGGCUCCCCCAAAGUUGAUGGGCAUUGCCGUUCAAAUGGUGUGUGUGCACUGCAUCAUGUGAGGAAAUAUAUUUCUAUGAAUUCCUACGUGGACCGAUUUGAUCCACACACCUCAGACAAAUGUAUGCAUUAGAAUGUAAUUUUCAUUCAGAGUUUACACUUCUCUGAAUUUCACAAUACAGUUUUUGUAUUAAAAAAUCAAAAUACAUUCUUAAAUGUGCUUUUUAGGAUAAAAUAGAAAUGUGUUCACUGAGAUAAAAUACAUAUUUAAAUAAGAACAUUUGUUUAAUUAAUGUGGAAAUGGGACAGAUUGGAUUUAUGAAUGAACAAAUGGACCUGAAGCAGAUCAAUGUGUUCAUCCUUAGCAAGUAGCGGCAAGUGUUGUUUGCCACUGCCACGUCCGUUUGCUCAUCCAUACAAGAUUAUGGCUAAUACACAAAGAACUGCCCCCCCCCAAAAAAAACAGUGCAGCAGGACAACCCUGCAUCUAUCAAAAUAUAUGUGAAUGAAACUACCCCACUCAAUCUGCAUGGAUAUUUCACAGAACUCAGAUGCUCUCGGGAUCAAAUCUAUAAGCCAUGUGGAAGAAUGGAAAGGCUCACUUGCAAUAGUGGGUGAGUAAUUGCAAGACAAAUCUUUAUCAAAUGGUGUGUGUGUGUGUGUGUGUGAGAGAGAGAGAGAGAGAGAGAAUAACUGAAUAAUUGCUCAGUGACCUUUCCUUUAUCCUGUUAACACAAUCCUACAGAAAAACCACUGUUGGUGCAAAUCCAGAAGAAGGUGACAUUCCAGGAAUCCUUGUUGAAGGAUGUUUCUGUCUGGAUGGAAUGAUCCAAUUGAAUCACCAUGAUAGUAUCUGUGUUUCUGUCUGUGGUAAGGAAAUUGGGGGAAAUUGGGAAUACAGUUGGCCCAAGAUGCCCAUAUGAGACUACCCGCCCACACCAGCCAUCUAUGCAGCAUAUAGGUUGCAUGCUGGAUUAGUGGAACCUGGAAAGGAUCAGGAAGCAAUGAAGCCAGUACUAUGGAAAGAAAAACUGGGAAAGGAAGUUAGCUAUAUUAGCAUGGAUAAAAUGCCCCCUUAGAACAAUCCUUGGCUGAUGAUAGAGCAAGCAGGAAAAUGUCACAAUUUAGAAAUGUGAGCAAUGCUUUUUUUGGCCGUGGCUCUCUCAUGAUUUUUCAUAUGACAUACAGCCUUUCGGGGUCCUGAUUUGUAUAUGAAUGUGUCUUCAGUGUUGUUAACUUCUUUUCUGAAAUGGUCUGCCUCAUAUUCCAACUGUUUUAACUUGUAGGCUGCACAGGAACUGAUGGACUACUGAGACAGGUAAGGAGGAGUGCAAAAGAUGGGUUCUACAGCUGAUAUACAGCCAGAAUAAUAUUUUGCACUCUACCCACAAGCUAAUACUGCCUAAAAUUGCUGAACACUGGUUCAGAGCAAAUACAAUGCAAGAACCAGCACAAUUGUAUGACAAACUAUCACAGCAUUCUGUGCUUAUUAUGGUUAGCCAAUAUAGUGCAAGAGUUUGUCAUGUACAUUCUAUAGCAGGUUGGGAACUCACAUGUCAUGGUUUCAUAUUAGUUAACUUAUCCAUAGAAGAAUGAGAAAAGUUGGCUCCUUAACGGUGGAUUGAGAAACCAUUGGGUGAAGUUACUGCACAAGUGCAACAGAACUUCCCUUUUCUCUCCUCCCCCUGUGUAUGCCUCUGCACUCCCUCCAAAUCUGCUCUGAGGUAUCACCCAAACCUCUAGAGCAGAUUAAGGCAGAGGUGUACAGGGGAGGAGAAGGAGAGGAAAUUUCACUGCACAAGUGGAAGUUGUUCCACUCAUUCAGUGACUGCGCUAGAUUCAACCCACUAUGCCUUUGUUUGAGGAAGGAAAGUGUACGAAAAGACUAAGAGUAGUUUCAGAACAACCCUACAGUAGACACGCUUUCCCACAGGUCUAUCUAGCCCAGAACUGUCAAUGCUAGCUGGCAUUUGCUCUCCAAGAUUUCAGAUAGGAGUCCAUCCCAGUCUUACCAAAGCAUGUACCCUGCCCCUGAGCUGUGGUCUUUCCCCAUCAAAAACUCAGCCCCAGAAUGAUUAAUUACUCUGAUCAACAUUUUUUUUCUUUUUUCCCUUUUUUGAACAUUUAUUAUACAGCCAGGAGAGAGGUGGGAAAAAGAUUGUCAGGUCUGCACCUGUAGCAAGGACACACUGGAUAUUUCUUGUUCCCCCCACAUUUGUGCAAGAUCUCCGCCAAUCACUUGCACAAAGGAAGGAUUUGUACCUAUAGUGCGGAUACAGCCAGAAGAUCCCUGCUGCACAGAGAUAGUGUGUGGUAAGCAAGUACUUCAGUAAGAUAGAUAGAUAGAUAGAUAGAUAGAAUUUUUAUUAGAUUUUUUGUUUUACAGUUUUAAAUACUCAUUUAAACAUCCUUAAAAUAUGAAUGACUUCCCUUCUUCUCUUUCCAUGGUUCAUUUUGUAUACCAUAAAUCCCUGCAUAUUUUACAUAAACUAAAUCAUUCACUAUUCCAUUAUUACAUCCAUCAAAACUUAUUUACACGGUUGAAUUUAUCUUAAUGCUGCCAGCGUUAUCAAGUGUACACAGUUGCCCCCCAUAUAUUCACAAUAAACAUUGCCCAAUCUUCUUUAAAUGUAUGUUCUUCUUGUUCUCUUAUUUACUUCAGUAAGUUUUAGGGAUGCAUUUACUAAUGCAGAACAAAGACUCUAUGUUUUCUGGAAUAAUGUAUAGAGAAUGCAUGCUGUCCUCACUGCACCAGUUCUGCAUGAGUAAUCCAGAACAUUUUGUUCAAAAAUAUUCAUCACCACCAGCUAGUGUGGUGCAUUGGUUAGAGUGCUGGACAAGGACUUGGGAGACCUGGGUUCAGUUUCCCACUCAGCCAUGAAGUUCAUUCUCAGCCUUGCCUAUCUAACAGGGUUGUGUAGAGAAAGAACCAUGUAUGCCACCUUGAGCUCAGGGGGUGGGGUAUAAACGUUAUAGGUGAAUACUGUUUUAAAAAGCAGUAGUAGAUUGUUGCCAGCCCAUGAAGAAUAGAGGGUUUCUCUACCUACAACAUUAUCAAAAUGCAAGAAAAAGUGAAUGCCUCAUAUUUUAUGUUUCUUCAUUCACAGAAUGUAAUGAAAGGUCGUGUCCUCUAACCAAACAGAUAUGCAGUCCAGGCUUCCAAAUUGUAGCAACCGCUUCUGAUGGUGCCUGUUGUCCCAUUCAUGUCUGUAGUAAGUACUAAAUUCACAUACGUGUCAUUUUUGGAGUGGAAGCACAGUUAAGCAACAUACACACUAACCUAGCUGUAUCAGGAAAAUAUAGGUCCACACACCCCAGUCUGGAAUCAUUCAUGCUCAUCCUGUACAUGCUGCUUUAAAUCUAGAUUGCUUUUACAUAAUGCCAUCCAAGGAGGUAGGAGUUGUUACUUGGUAUGUGUUUGAAAACCCUCCCCUUGAGUGGCUUUUUCUACCUCUACAUACCCUGGGUAAAUGAAAAGGGAUCAUGGUGUACACUCAUCCACCUUAUUAUUAUUAGGCAGGUGUGGAUACUAACACCUACACCUGUUUUCAAAUGGGCACCCUAUGGGGAAAUGCAGAAUCAAUCUGCAAUGAGCUUUUAUUUUUGGAAUGAAACUAGUUUCUGAAGAAGCACUCUUCUGGGGCAAAAUAUACGCAAUAGAUCUAGACUGAGUGUUGACCACGUUGAAAAAACGUGCUCACUCUCCAUUGAUUCUAGAAUAACGUGCUAUCUGUGUACGUGUGCAGCCUUAGUCACAAAAUGCUAAAAACACAUUUGGCAGGGGGAUAUUAUGUGUAUUUUCACUAUCUGGAUCAAAAUGCUUUGUUACUAAUUUGUGAGUGAUUCUUCUCUACAACUAAUAUAGUAGAAAAAGGAGAAAAGAACCCAGGAAACCCAUAGGAGAGAAGUCAAGAAAAUCUCAGCAUUUCUGAGCAUUAUUUUUCUUUUACUUACAGAACCAAAAAAUGUUUGUGUAUCUAAAGGAAUUGAGUAUCAGGUAAGGUCUGUUGCUUGCUUUAAUUUACUGCUAUGAUAUUCCUUUAGCUCAGGGGUGGGAGAACUUUUUAACCUAAAGGGUGGGCUCCUUUAAAACUGCUUUUUAAAAUAUGCAAAUGAAAUUUGAAAUUUAAUAUAGUGUCUUCUUUGGCCUUGAAAAUCUAAUAAUUAUUUUAAUGCUAGCUGUUAGUCUUUGAGUUAUAUCCAGCUAUUCUGAAUAGACCCAUUGAAAGCAGUGGAUUUAGAACUAAAGUCCAUUGAUUUCAAUGGGUCUAGUUUGAGUAUGACAUAGUUAAAUACACCCUUUCACUAAUCCCAUGUUGCUUAAUAGCAUUUCUGUGUUAAUAUGCUGGAUUUACUUACCAGAUUCUUCCCCUUCUGCUUUACCAUCUCUCAUUUAAGCCUGGAUCAGUGGUACCUUCAGACUCUUGUGAGGAAUGCUUCUGCACUGCAACACAGGAUCCUAAAACCCAAACCAAUAAAAUCAAGUGCACUCCAAUUAAUUGUUCUACUGAAUGCCAACAGGUAGGUAGACACAUUGAUGACUAACUUCUCCUCUGUUGCUGACUCAGCUUACCUUGCCAUUGUUAUUGUGGUUAGACAAAUGUAGUGAACAGCAGCUGUUUGGAAAAUGGCUUCCCUACUACACUAGUUAACAACAACAACAAUUCCAGAGGGAAGCACUGGGAGAAAGCUUCCAUAAAAGCUUGCUUUUCCACAAAGAGAAAAGCAGAAGAUCUGAUGAAUCUUAUGUACAUUAUGGGCAAAGCACCUUGAAGAUGAUCUAUCACUGCAUAUAACAGACUAACACAUGUUGGUUCCAAAAGAUGGGGGUUAAGAAAAAUAACACCAGAAUGGAAACUUAGGGGAGAGCUGUGAUGUCUACCAUUAACACCAGCUAGUUAAUAAAAAUGCUAGAUAAUGAUCAUGUUUGGUUCAGAUACUAAGCCUGAUAUUUCUUGAGCUAGACAGAAUAGGAAGCCUGAAGGACAAUUCUGUGGAUUAAAGUAGUUUCUGGGCUUCCAUUCAAAACUCCAGAUUCCACCACAAACUGGGAAGUCCAUCAGAAUCUGAAGUAGGGGUUGCCCAAAAUCUAAAAAUCACUUGCAAAAAUGUGAACGUUAGUCAAAACUGCAUAGAAAAAUGUGUUUAUAAGGAGAAAUGCUGGUGAAUUUCCAUGAGGAUUUUCUUUAUAAUGCAAAAUGUGGACCAUUGAAUUUAAGACUGGAAAAAUGAGAAACUGGGGGAAUUGAAAUUGGCAGCUCCUUCUAUCCCUUCCACCAGCAUCUUUUCAUCCUCAGGGGUUCCACUAUAUCCAGAAAGAAGGAAAAUGCUGUGGUGAAUGUGUGCAGACAGCAUGUGUGACAAAGCUUUCACCUGGGAUAGUGGCCAUUGAGGUAUGUGUUUACCUUCUUUAUGAGUAAUUGUUUUGUUGUGACCAUCUUACUCAGUUAGCUCAAAAACACAAUUUUAAGGAGACUUCUCUUUGAAAACUGAGAAUGCUUCAUGUGUAACAAUGGAAUAUAAUGCCUUCAUGAAAUUAGAUUUUAGCAAUAGUGAGAUACUUCUACACAAAAUGCAGGUAUUGAAGAAAACAACUUUUCAUACAGAUAGGACAGGCACUAAGGAAGAAAGAUUUGCAGCUGACAUAAGUUCACCCAGGAUGUCUGUGGGAAAGGAGGGGAUUUGAAUUGACCCUCCUGAUCUUCAGAUCAGGAGAGAAACCACCAGUGAAUGCCUUGGUUAAAACAUAACUUCCUAUUCUAUUUCUGUAUCAAGCCAAACUAGGCAUUGCACCAUUCAUGUAAUUAACACUUGCGUGAGGGGCUUUUACAAAAUAAAAUGUAGGAAAAUCUAGAUGAAGAUCAGCUCUUUUGCUCAAUAGCACCUAUUUCUGGAUAUUAUUUUCUACUACAGGUUGGGAAGACCUACAAGGAUCCACAGGAUAACUGUACUCAGUAUCUAUGCACCAGGGUAUCAGAUCAAUUUAUAUUGAGUACCACAAUAAUAUCCUGCCCAGUGUUUGAUCGAUCAAAUUGUGUCCCAGUGAGUAUUAUUAUAGCAGUGCUUGCUUUUAUCAAUUCAACUCACAUUUCUUAUUAUUAACCCUAUGUUGAAAACCCAUUUGGCUUCCAGAGCCAGACGGAAGGAGGCUGGCUGGAUUGUGUUUGGGGAUCUAUGUCACUAAAUCACUAAAAGAUAGCUCAGUUAGCUCAAAUAGCUCAGUCGGUUAGAGCAUGGUGCUCAUAAUGUCAAGGCUGCUGGGACAGCUUCAUAUUCUUGAAUAUUGACCUCAGAUUAUGAUUGGUUGUGAGUGAAAUAAACCAUCAUCGCUGGUUAGCCUUCCAGAGUUAGCUGCGAGGAUCAGGAAGGAACAAAGCAGGUAAAAAAUUGAUUGAUUCAAAGUUUUAUAAUCUGUACAUAAAGGAGGAAAAGGAGUAACGUGCAAAAAAAGAAAUAUUAAGGUGUGAAGCACUAAUAUUAUAAUGUGACAUAUUCUCAUGUUUCUUUUCAAAAUAGGCAACUAUUCAAACUGCUGCUGAUGGAUGCUGUGAGAUAUGUGAGUAUGUUCUUUACAACAGUUCAUGAAUGAAAGCAAAAGAGCUUUUAUAAAUUCCCAGUUUGCACAUAACCAGUGCUUUUUUCCCUGAGGGUACGCAGGGGUAUGCCUACCCCUAAACAUUUUAUGAAUCUUUGUACUUUUGUCCAUCUACUUUAUUUAUUUUUCCGUUUUGAACUAUAAAAUUGUGAUUUUUUUUGAGUCAAAAUGAGAGUACACCUAAACAUUUUUUAAGAAAAAAAGCACUGCACAUAACUGUCAGGAACUGGCUGGAUGAGGAAUAGUGGGGGGGGGGCUGCCCUUCCAAGAGCCCCCCAGGGAUGACACAGAGGAAAGAGACUUGAGCCCAGGACAUUCGUGGUGGGACAUGGAGGACCAGUCUGCAGAAGGGGCAAGCUGGGAGGUGAUCGAAGCAGGAGGUUUGAGUGAACAUGGAGAGUCAGAAGAAGAAAGCCAUUCCAGGACAGGGCUGGGCACCGUGAGCUCAGACUUACAGCAAGGAGCCGGAUACUGCCUCUGUUGCUCAGCAGUCCUGCUCCAGCAAGCUCUCCUCCUCCACUGACACUCAGAUCAUGAAGAGUCCUGCCCAUUGCUGAGCAACGGGCCAGACAGGCCCAGAGUGGAAUCCCUCUCCCUUGCUGCAGUCUAUGGCUACUUGAGAGGAGUCCAGAGUAAGGGAAGGGGGGCCAGAUGCCAGUUCCAGCAAUGUCUUCAACUAGGAGAGACUAGCCUAGAUGAACUUGGUUGUGCUCUUACUUUUGUGAAUAAAAGCUAUUUGCAUUUCACGUCUUGAGUCCUUUUCCUGACCUGUGGAAGUACCUGCAGUCUCCUGACAUCCCCUUGACAAUAACACAAAACCAAACCACAAAACCACAAUGGAAUACCAGUAAAAAUCCAUUUCUCUAAUCUGUUUUCUGUGAUGUCAGCUGAUUAAUAAUAAUAGCAUUAGAGCAAAAAGAAGAGCUAUCUAAAGUUCUUCAAAGGGGCCUGUUAAAUCUAGGGCAGGAGAAAAUAUUUGAUUCAGUUUGCGUUUAAAGCUGAAUAUAUCAAAAUUGCACUUUCCAUAACAAUAUGAGAACCAAAACAAAAAUCUGAAUUUUACAAUGUAGCCCUGCAACCAAACAAUGUCUACAGAAAUGCAUAUAUUAGGGGAGUGUGUGUGGAAUGAGCAGCUACAUUUGAAAUGAUAGAUAAAACUGCUUUUAAGUUCAAAGCUGCUGGUUCCUGAUAGUUUAAGUUCCAAUCAGGUAAAGUUAUUUGAGGAUUUUUGUUUCCCUUUCAUUUUCAGGUACCCCCUUGUCACAUAAUUGUACAAUUAACCUGAAGAGGCAAUUCAUUGUUUAUAAGAAUUGUAAAUCAGCCAGGCCUAUCAACGUUCCUUCCUGUGGAGGAUCCUGCAACACCUACUCUGUGUAAGUAAAAGAUUGCUCCACCUGUCUCAGUCAACUUGACUUCUACAGCACAACACAGACACAGCAUUCACUUUUUGUGCCUCUUUGCUUACCAUUUUCUGGAAAUGAGCCUGGAGCACGAAUAUACCUCAGUUUUUGCCACUGCCACCCUCUGUAAAAUAGCAAAUAAUAGUUGCACUAUUAAGUCACCCUGGACUUGUAACAAGUAGGUGAGUUUAAUAUUUGCCCACUUUGCACACACAGUUAUGUUGUUACCAUAUGGUUGCUUCACUACACACGCAGAGACUUUCAACAUUUUAUCAUUUUACUGCAAGAUUUAUGGAAAAAUAAGGUGAGCCAAUGGCACAACUGCUUUAGAAUGUGCACAUGGUCUCUAUGGGUCAACCUGUCUGGCAUGUUGCCACGAGUCCAAGAUAAUACAAAUUAACUGGCCGUCAAAUUAUUCUCCAAAGGCUGGUUUUUGGUAUAAUGACACAAUCACUUGACUGGAUGUUCCAAUAAAUUAAACAAGAAUGUGUUAUUUUCCCCAGUGAAAAGUAGUGCUAACAUGUUCCUUAUUUUCCAAGGGUGUUACGCCAAAAGAAUAGGCACUGAGAGGCCUUUAGCAAGUUCUUCUAACAGCCUGUAAAUUUAGUCCACAGGGGUAGGACCCCCAAAGUUUGGAUAGUAUCUAAGCAGCUUGAGCAAGACCUAGGUUAAGAUUUCAGAAGCAGACAGGUGUUGAAUAUAGCCGAAAGCUUCUGAUAAUCAGGACUCAAACUGUCACACUGUACAAAAGCACUGAAUGUUGUGAUCUACAUGGGUAUUUCUCCUUUGUGAGAGACACAUGUAUAUACCCAGUGUCUAUUUAUAGAUCAGGCUACAACCUGUCAAGAACUCAGUGGGACUCUGCAAUUCCUCUUUCUGUUUUUUCCCUGUUGUUUUGGUAGAGCUGGACAGCAGGAGAAGCAGCAUGCACCCCUCUAUUAGCAAUGGAAGCAGAUAUCUGCUAGGAAACCUUGCUGCUGCCUUUUUCUGCUGAUAGUGACACAAUUUAUGAGUUUUACAAGCCACAGUCAAAGAAAGUUAACAUUGUGCACAGAUCUGGGGGGACAACAGAAGCGGGAAGCAGAAGCAGAGUUUCCCAGAGAUCUAAAAUCACACAGUCUCCAUCCUUUUUCCUUCAAUGUUUUUAGCAUGGAACACUGGUGGGGAGGGAAGAAAGUGGAGCAUAAUGGCCUAAACCAACUUUCACCCUCCAGAUAUUUUGGACUAUAAUCCCCACCAAUCAGCAUGUUGUCCAAUAUUGCACCAUAUUGAUGAAGGCCGGGCUAAACCAAAAACACAGACCAGUGCACUUAGUUAAUGAAUAAAUGCUAGAAAACUAUUUCUUGACUUGACAUCACUGGCCGCUUUUCGUGUAAAGAGGAACAUCAGUCAAAACGUUUCACCUGUGCUUUCUCCCCCAGAUAUUCCUUUGACACUCACAAAAUGAAGCAUGGAUGCACAUGUUGCCAUGCCACAAAAUACCAUAAAGUGAGAGUGGAACUGGUUUGCAGCAAAAGGAGGCAUAUGAAAUACACAUAUCUUCAUGUAGAUGAGUGUAGCUGUGUGGAAACUAAAUGCCCAACAUAGAAAUGUGAACCAAAAAAUGUUGGUGAAAUGUUUUGUCUUUAUUUGAAUAAUUCAUUUUUAAAAAAUGCUUCAAGCAGUUGUGUGCAAUUGUGUGUGUGUGUGUGUGUGUGUGUGUGUGCAUGCAUUCACAUAUCCAUUUUUAUUCCUGUAAUAAGAGAUGUUUAGGAUUUUUUUACAAGGUGAUUCAUCCCUGUAAUCAUGUUUCUUAUUCCAAUUGCUACAGGAAAUUGAAUGACAAAGAACAAUGUUGA
Podarcis lilfordi (Lilford's wall lizard) is the source of this 48491-nucleotide messenger RNA. The record is from the annotation of a GenBank genome assembly. Lineage: Eukaryota; Metazoa; Chordata; Lepidosauria; Squamata; Lacertidae.